GGAAGUUUUCAGAGAGCGGCAGCUGGAUGAAAUUUGCAUCUCGAUUGUAGACGCUUUCCAUCACGCACACACAUUCGCACGCAAACAAUCACGCGCAUCCGCGUACUCAUCCCUUGUACAGGGGGCGUGUGGGUCUGGCAGGGACUCAAACCUUCUGCAUUCGCAUCAGUGGAGCAGCGGAGAGCGGUGGCGCACGAAGAGACGGACGGGGAAAGAAACUUGUUUCAUAUCAAGCAUGACUUUUCUGUUUCGCUGUGGUAUUUUUCACAUGUCCUUGAGAAUUUUUGGGACUUUCUGAGUUUCCCUCUCUCGGUCUGGAUUUGACUUGUGACAACGCUGAAGAAAAGAGACCCGGAGAGAUCAGCGGGAAGGAGACGAGUGAGAACGCGGAGAGAGGAGCGAGUCGACCGGCGACGUCUGUGCGUUUCAGCGUGUGGGGACGGACGAGCGGACGGGACUGCUGCGUGGUUCCCAGUCGGUUAAGAGAAAGGGGGUUUGGGGUGAGGGGACAUAACUUGACUUGAUUUUUGAGGGGGUCUAGCGGAGACCUGCUGUCAUUUUUAACGGAAUCAGGGGAAGUCUCUCGGAUCGUACACUCUGCUCUACGCAUGCUGGGAGAGGCGAGAGCAAGGCUGGAUGUCUGCGGGGGUUACGAGUCCUCAAGACGCAGGUGAAUACAGAUGCUGUUUUUGAUGUAUACACGGAUACAUUUGAGUCGCUUACGGUGGCUGAGAUGAUAACAGAUUUUUAGAAUCACGGUUGAAUUAACUUUAUUCACACACGUGUAAAUGUUGCUGGUAUGAGCGCGUUAGUGGGUUACUAUCCUCUGCGUAUGAAUGGGAAAACAAGAGAACAAGCAUAAACCUAAAAAUAAUGAGGUUGAAGUGCUUUCAUACAUUCUGUUUCAGCCUAAUUUCACUGUGCACGACUGAAGGUGACGGUGGAGGUAAACACAAUCCAGCUCGUUCCUUUUUUAAACAGUGUGACCCACUAAAAGGGCAGCCUGGAGGCGACUUUAAUUUACGCUUUAAUUGAUUUCCCCUAAAUUUUCAGAGUGCCAGUUAAAUGGUGUCACUGUUGUGGGGCAGGCUCUGACAAUCCGCGCAUCUGGAGAGCUGCUGCUGCAUAAAAGAAAUCCUCAAGGAGGAAAAAAAAACACUUAUAUUAUUUAGCUCCAGAGCUCAAAGUGGGCCGAUAAUAGCGGAGAUAUUUGAGCGGAUGGAUGUGUGCUUUGGGACAAAAAGGACACAGUUUGUAGUUUAGUGUGUCAGAUAUACUGUGAUCAGUUCAGACGGAAAAAGUUAAACACUGUUUCUGAUCAUUCAAGCGAAAUGUGGAAAUUCGUGUUUUCAAAAUGUUCAGAUGUUCAAAUUUCCUCUUUGUAUCUGUGAAAAUAUGAAGAAAUGUUUCUGAAAGGAUUCCUGUUUGGUAACUGCAUGCUCCAUAAAUGUCUUGCUCCUUUUGUAGGAGAGUGAGGGAGGGGAAGAAAGCGUAAGUGCGUAAAAGAGAGAGAGAGAGAGGGAGAGAAUCCUGUCACUUAACGGACUGCUGGUGCUGUGUGCCUCAGUGUGCAGCUCCGCUUACAUACAAAGACACUGGGCUUUCCCCGUAUAGGCGGCUAUAAGUAAUCAAGCCAAUAAUCAACCUCUCCAGUUCCCUACUCUGAGCCUAUAGAAUAAGGGUGCUCAGUUUUUGGUGAGAGGUGUUGCCUACUUAUGUCUUUGUGUUCCUGUUUGUAUUAGCGCGUUUAGACGGAUCGGUGAUCGGUCCAGAGCGCACGGCAGCAGCCUUCAAUCCUAACCUGCUCACAUUUCCUUUUAUCCUCUCACAGCCUGUAAGGAUUACCCCAUAACCCAUCAUUUGCUGGAGUAGGAACGCAAAAAGGAGUGAGCCAUUUCUUCAGAAAUCUUGCGCUUUUGGCUUCUUUUGAGAGGAUAUGGCACGGGCGGCAAUGGAGAGAGGAGCGCAGCCGGCACAGGCGAGAGGAAACAGGAGCUGAAUGACAGGAUGCCAGCGACCUGAGCCCGCUCUCAGACUAGCUUCGUUCGAGAGACUCUUCUACUUUACUUGAGAGAAGAAGAAGAAUACUUGUCUCACACUGAAACUGAGGAGUUUAAUUUUGGAGUUUUUUUAUGUGUGUAAUUUUAUUUUCUUUUGGAGAGAAAACAAGGAUGCAUUGUGGAUUGGUCUUCAUCCUGUUCAUGGGAAUCCUUUUGGUGGUCAAGGCUUUUAAAAACGGUAAGUGUGGCAUGUGAUAUCUAUAUAAAUAAGCCUGUAUGUACUCAGUAAAGCUGCUAAUCCCGGUAUUUUUCUAAGAGAUUAAGCUGCUCUGAUCUCCGCUGAUCUUUUGGCAAACUCGCAGGCGCUCACCUGCCCAUCCUGCUCUCAAAAGGAAUAUCCCAGUUACCAAAUAUUUUUUACAUAGAUUAAGACAUUAUUACACCAUACUUACAUUAAAUAUAAAACAGCGGCCCUCUCUCAUCGUAUUCUUCUAUUUUUAUCUGUAUCUAUUAUUAAUUCCUGUCCUAAAUUAUCCUGUUUAACAUUUUAUUACGAUGAGUAGCGUCUUUAUUGCCGUAUGAAACAGUUUUAUUUUUCCAAGUAGAUGAAUUUAAGUGAAUUUUUCCUUAAUCCUUUAACCUUUAAAAUAAGCUCUUUUUUUGAACACAUUAUUUGGUUAUUUAAGCCUUACUAUAGAAGCAUUUCGUUGUUAAGCAGCUUAAAAAGUAAACCCAGAUUUUCGACUCGUAACUUUCUCCUUGUUCGCCUCAAAGUUUUGAGUUCUGGUUUCAGUUCGUCGCUCGUUUUGUUCGGAUUUAAUACAUUUUCAUUAAGGUGCGCGUGUGUGGAGGUUAGAGCAGCAGAUGGUGGAGCUUUUGUGAGAAAAGGAUGAAUAAAUCCUAAAUGAAGAUAAAUAUGGAGAGGGAUAGCGGGCCUGUGGAAAACAAAGUUUGAUUCCUCUGCAGUUCAAACUCCGGAUUUAAGAGGAAGUUUGAAGUGGCAGACUCUACAGGUCUGUGGUCUCUGGCUCCUGUAUCUUAAGCUCCUUCAUUCAGACUCUUUUUUUUUUUUUUAUACAAUCGCUCUUAGAUCUACAUUUUUAUCUUAAUCUAAAUGUGGUUAACUCUUUCUUCAUGUCUGUGAAGACUAAAUAUAUAUAUUGAAAUUAUAAUAAUAUAUGAUAUAAAAUUCUGAAUAUUUCAUGCAGAAACAUUUUAACCUGGUCAAAGUUUGUGAAGAGACUUUAGUGUUUGCUCUCUCAAACUAGCCAAACUGCAAAAUAGACCCUGUCUCUUUUGUACGGAAACCUGUGUCAUUUGGACACUUCAAUUAAUAAGAGAAUGAAAGUGUGUGACUGUCCACUUAAAGUAGACACUCAUGAACUUGUGCAGUCCAACUGUUUUAUCCACAGUAGUUUUUUUGUUCUUUAAGAAGUCGGUCUCUGUCCGCUCUGCAGACAAAUGUGGAGGCAACAUCAGAAUCUCAACGGCCAACUACCUCACCUCGCCGGGAUACCCCAUGUCUUAUCCCUCCUCUCAGAGAUGCACGUGGGUGAUAUCUGCGCCUGGUCCUCACCAGCGGAUCCUCAUCAACUUUAAUCCACAUUUUGAUCUGGAAGACCGAGAGUGCAAGUAAGUUUGCUGCACAUAAGUGAUGAAUGUAUUGUCGAUGAAAAACACAUGUGCUAAAGGGCCAAAAUCCUUCAUUAUUUCUGAACGCAGUGAGUUUGUCUCGGAAGUCCAAAUAUGAUUUGGUUAAACAGAAAAGAAAUGUGAGAAUAAUCUUUGUGCCGUGAGGCCUUCAAUCAGCAGAAAUGGAUAAAAUAACUGUGAGGAAGUCCUCUUAAAGGCUGCCUUUUAACUGCUUUGAGAUCCACUGUGCUAUUCAAGGCUGUGAGACUGUUCAUGCUUACAAACCUGCAGAUGUAUUCAUGGUUGAAAGCCUGCAUGAAUGUGUGUAACUGUGACUAUAAUGGCCUUUGUGUGUGUGUGUGUGUGUGUGUGUGUGUGUGUGUGUGUGUGUGUGUGUGUGUGUGUGUGUGUGUGUGUGUGCGCGCGUGUGUCACCCCCCCUCUCCCUGGUGCAUAUUGCACAUGAAACUGCUCCAUCUAGUGUCUGCAGGCUGACUGAAACUGUGUCAGUGCACUCCUGCUCUCACUGCACUCAGAGCAGCAGGACCCUGUCUUUGGUUUGUGAGUGUCCUCUCUCUCUCCUCUUUGUGGAUGAAGUCAUUGUGGUACUUUAUGGAUCUGAGCCACAUUUUUUUCUGCAGAAAAAAAUACAGGAAAGGUUAGGGUCCCUCAACUCUCAGGAGGGCAUUCAUUUCAGGAAGAAAGCAGACAUUACCAAAAGUUCCAAGAAUUAAGAUUCAAGUGUGAGUUCAUUUGAUUCCGCCAGUUGGAAAUGAUCAGACUCAUCUGUUUACCCUGUGGGAUUGUCAGACAGUGUGGGAUGACUCUUUUAAGAUGGAUCUCAGGUUGACAGAUAGUUACCGAUCUUUGUUUGACUUGUAAGCCAUGAGCUGCCGCCUCCAACAAAAGGCUAAGCGGCUAACCUGUUGUUGGAUAGAUAGUUUAAGCCGAUGAAACCGGAGACAGACAGUAAUGUGAUGAGUGUGUGUCAGUGUGCGUGCCCUGAGGUGAGCCUCGCCUAGGCAGACUGCCUCGCUCUGAUUGCCUGCUGUGAGUGUGUGCGUGUGUGUGUGGUUUUGCGUGUGUCGGGGCCUCAGUGCUGCUCUGUCUCAGUUGUUUGUUUACGCUGCAGGGCUCAGGAGACAACAGAGCUUUGUAGGAUCCUGUUACUGUAUACCACUCCACCCUAAACCUGGACCCUGUGCGUCUUUGUGCCCCUCUGUUUCUGUUUGCAGCAUGUGUGUUUUAAUCCAGGAUUCAGUCCCACUUUAACCUGUCUCUGCUGCUGCUGUCAGAGAUUUAUGGCGGAUGAAUGCUGCUGUCUUUUAAAGGCGGGAUGCUCUUCGACACUUCUUUUGGCUCCGAUUUCAGUACCAGAGGGACUAUUAAACUGUCCGAGAUCUGCAGUUACAAAGAGAGAGCGAGGAGGGCGUGAGGAGGGGCCCACAGUAACAAUGCUUGAGCUAAUCAAAUUAGCCAGGAAUGAAUUUCCUGUUACUAAACACACACAGUCAAAAGAAUUCAGCUGCUCUCAGGCUGGAGGACAGACGUUUUUUCAGGGAGGGUUGACAUCUGAGAUCUAGGGAUGUAGAAUUUAUAAGUUUGUGGCCUCUGAGUUUAUUUAGGUCUUCAUAAAUUUGUUAGCAGAUGAAGUCAUAUUUGCUGGUAUGACUCUGUUCUGAGAGCGUCCAUGUGCAAAUGUGGAGAGGCAAAGCCAGAGGCAGGGAGAGCACACUUCCCCUCUCUUCCAUAACCACAUAUGAAAAGCUAAGGCAGGGAAAAUACCAGUAAAAACUCUGAAGGCACGGAAUAACACAGGCAUGACUAACAUUACAAAUACAUACACAGCCUGUCUUUCGGCCUGUCUGAACUAACACCACAGCUCUGUAAUUUCAGGUUAUUUCCUGUCUUACCUAGCUUGAAAAAGGUGUCAGACUUGUUUAAGAGUCAUUGAUCCUGGCCGACUGAAUCUAUAAAUAUAUAUCUUGAACUUUAUGGUUGUGAUUUAAGUAGAAGUUUGUGGUUCUCCUUGCUGACUCUUAGGUGGUAGAUGCCAGCCAAUCAGCUGACCACGAGGCCGUUUCUUGAAAGAUUUUGUUCCUUUUUUUUAUCAGGAGUAGAUGCAGUAAAUAUUUAAGUAAAUAUAAAGUUACUGAUUAUGAAAACUACACAAAGAAAGCUCAAAUGACAAUGAGAUGAGUUAAAUGUAAUUUGUUCCUUUCCGACCUGAAUUUAUUCAGGUCGAACUGAGGUGCAGAUAUGAGGACAUCUCCGUACAGAGGAAAUGUGGUCGACCUGACCUGCAGCCUUUUUCCUCAUUUUAACUGGGUGUACAGUUUCAUUUUUAAUGGUUUUAAUGGAGUGGGUUUCAUGGUACUUUAGCUCCACUUCACAAUAUAUUCCACCUUCUGCUCCUUUUUUGGCCUCAUCCAGCAAAGCCAUGAAAGUAAAAUCUAGUUUCCGUCUUUGCUCCUUAUUUUCUCUUUUUUUCUCCCAUUACGCCUCUGUGUAGCACGAAGGUGGUUAUUGUGCUAAUCACUGACGAGGCAUGUCAUGGAUAACUGAAUUACAGAAGGGGUGGGGGUAUUUUAUAAUGUAUCUGAGGACAGCAUUUGGGUGUGAUUUGUGUUGCAGCCGUCAGGCUCCCUGUAGCAGCUCCACUCACCAAAUCCGUCCUUUACAUAAUAGAAACUGAUGAGAGCCAGAAUGGCUUCCUUAUCUGAUGGACUGGCAGAGGGGGUGGGGGUGGGGGCUACAACGCAUGCUUCAGUGCACUGCCUUGCAAUCUAAUUAGUGGGUAAAUGGAACACACAUGCACCACAUGUUCCUCUACAUGGCUGUUAUCAGCAAACCAAACAAGAAGCACUCAAAGUGGAGCUCGUAAAAAGAGAAACAGGGUUGGCUGAGAGGAGUCUGGCCGCGGCCGGCCGUGUUGUUGCACGUGUGCGCUACCCUUGACAGGUUUGUUUGGGGAAGUGCAGAGGCCUGUAUCCUGAGAGCUGGGGGAGGAAAACACUUCAUCACAGAGAUAAGGAGACUAAGUGAGCCCUUGCGAUUCUGAAUGCAGAACGUGUUUACCUUUCACGCACCGUUGUAGACUUUCACAGAGCAGAGUUUCAGGGGCCGCCCUCGCCACUCUCACAGCUAAUGAAGUUUGAGGCGGAGGCGCAGCCCGCAUCAAGACAAAUAUUUGGAGUCAAUUCAGCUCUGAAAACUGCUGGAAUGAGAAAGCUAAGCUCUUCAAAAAAAAAAAAUAGAUAUGCUUCUGCUUGUUCUCUGUUUCUCUGCAAUCUGAUAAGGGCUGUCAGGGUCCAAAGAGUGAGGCAGCUUUGUCCUCUGAAGGGAAAAUAAAAGGUUUUAGUGGGUUUGAAUACAAGCAAGUGGCAAACUUCACAGGAGGAGGGGGGAGAGUUAGAGGGAAGAACCUUGAGGUGAGUUUUGAAUGAGAUUUUUAAAGUUGAAGAAGGUCUUCGACGGUCUACAAAAGUCCUGUUUUCCACAGUCUGGCCAGGGUUAUUUGAAGUCUUUCUUUCAGUUUUUAUGGAGUUGCUCAUUCACCUGACAUUUACAUCAGCAGUUCACAUUUGUGCAAAAACCAUGAAUAAAAGGGGAAGAGAAAAGAUGAGGGUGCCACCUUUAAAGAAAUAAAACUUUGAGGUCAGAAAUACAGGGAGCAGUUUGCAGAGGAAAACAUUUUGAGGCAACUUGCAAGACGUGCAAAAAGGCUUGAAAACUUGAGAUGCAUGUCUGAAUGAGCCACAGCUGUGUUUAUUAGUGUCUGUUUUUUUUUUGUGUGUUAAUUUUUCUUUGAUGUGAUUGUAAAACGUGUGCAGACGUGAGGAUCUGAAAUCCCUGUCUGCAGGUUGUUCUCUCCAUCUUUCCCUCUCCUGCUGAGUCAAAGGGAACAACUUUCUGUUGACAUGAUCCACUCCUGACAACAUUAUGAAAUAUUGAUAGCCUCAGAUUUGCUGACCAGACUGAAAAACAGCUCCUCCUUCAGCUGGGCACACUGAAAUCCCUGCAGCCAGUCAGUGUUUGAGUGUUUAUUCUGCCGGAGCUGAAGAGAUGAGUUGAAAACAGAGAGAGGAGACAUCUCCUGUGUCUCAGCUCUCCUCCUUUCUUUGCUUUCUCUCUGUCUGGGUUGUAUUUUUCUGGACUCCACAGAAAUUCCUGUGUGUGCAGCAGAUAGAGGGGGGCUCAGAUGAGAUGUCUAGCAGGGUGGUACUAGGCAGCAGAGAUAUUUGAAGAAUGCUUUCUCAGGCAGGCCUUUGUGUGUGGGAGAUAGAGGGGAGAGCCUCCCGCCUCACCACGCUUCAAAAGUCUGCCCGCCCCCACACCUUCAGGUGCCUGUAACUCAAAGCUUUGGGAAAGGAAAGCUCUCUUUUCCUCUUUUUAAUUGUAACCUGCUACUCUUUCGUCCUGCUGCCCCGUCCACUGGGAUCUCCUGCAGAGCCACCCCAGUGGAGCUGCAGGGCCUGCUGGGAAGGCAAACAUUCACCACUGUGGACCCUCCACAAUAGACAUCCUGCCCCUCCUGGCAUUCCUGAGCAGGCACGGACUCCAGGGAUGACUAACAGCAGCUCAGAAGAGGGAGAGGAGUUUUACCCUUCAUUGGAUCUAUAGUUGGCUCGUUCUUUGUCCACUCACUCCCCUCAUACGUGUCCAACAAAGAGAGACACCUGUUUCCAGGAAGUGAGAGUGCAGCUCAGGAGGGGUUUUAGUGGAAACAUCCAUACUUGUCCUCUCUCCCUGACUCCCCUGUUGCCCUUCCACCUGAAUAGCAUGUGAAACAUGUAGGACAAAGACAUGUACAGCCGGAGUGUAAAGGGCGAUAACUCUUCAUCUGAAAACGGUCGUCCCAUAAUUCCCCUCUCACGCUCCUCUGCGAGGCAGCAUGGGCAAAUAAGGAAAAGAAGGCUGAGUGACCGUUAAUCAGCGGUUGUCAUGGAGGAAAAUAAAUAAGGCAGGAAUGCUUCAGGAACUUUUAGAGGCUUUUAAAGAAGGGAAGUGCCGUGACCUUCAGGGCUCAGAGGAGUGACAGGGAUUGUUGGAGAUACUUACGGCCUGUUAGGAGACAUUUAUUUCUCUGUGGAUGUGUUGCAUCUUUUCAAAGCACAUGUCACUGAAGCAUCUGUGCAGACGGAGUUCAAAGCGACGCAGCAGAAAUAAAAAACAGGCCCAGAGAAAUAAAAACUGAGCAGGGCGUCACUGCUUCCUUUAACAACCCGCUCUGACAAAAGCAGCUGAAAUUAUGCACCUGGUGUUUUCUGCAGCAAAAGACUCCCACAGCACUGAACAAUGGAAAUCAAAUUACAGCUGAAAUUACAUUGCACAAUCACGGCUUGAAAUACUAGCUUGUCAGCAGCAUAUCAAAGAGCAAUCUACUCUGAAUGUAUCUUGUUUGCACUUCACCGCAAUUAUCCCAAACCUUAUUUUGUCAGCAUGAUAAAACUUCCAGAGACAAGCUUUCAGCGGCUUAAAUCUCUAUUUACAACACAUCAGCCCCUGUCUGAGUACAAAGUGAAUCCAGGCAGGUGAGCGGGGGUGUGAGGUGUUCCCCUUCUUAAUUAUCGAAAGGGCUACAGCAGGAAGCUCUUGACCUUCACUCUUCUUCCUCCUCUUCUUCUGCUUUAGUGAUCCAGUGCUAAUAAACAGGAUUAAAGUAGGUCUGUGUAUGUAAAUGUGUGUGUGUGCUUCAGGUACGCUGCUUGUGUGUGUGUGUGUGGAGGUGACUGCGGGUUGAGGGUCUUUUUUUCUUCUGCUGUUGAAGUGUUUCACCUUGGCAGUGGCUUGGAAGGGCAGCCUGAUUGAAAAGCUUUCUGGCCGUGGCAUCUGCCAUCCUCCCCGCUGCUCUGUCACCACUUUGAUUCAUGCACAACCUGACCACAACCGGGAGGCGAGCCACUCUGCCUCACAGCAGGGGGGCGGUCCACUUCACAGCGGAGGAGAAGCAAAAAGGGAGGGAUGAGGAAGAGAGAGAGCGAGGAGACAAAGCCGGAGCUCAUAAAUAACCUGCUGGAUUUCAAACCUCUGUCACAGAUCUGCAGCAGCACAAAAACAUCAUAUGGUCUCACGUGUUGGUCUGUUUUGUUGUUAUCAUGCUGAUGAAGCAAACAACUGCUUCUAGCCAGAAAUUCUGUGUGACUUAGCUGAGUCUGGCUUGCAGCUGCUUAAAUCCCCUAUUUUGAGACUUAUUCAGUUUGUCAACACCAAAUCAAUUUGGGUUCUAUUGAUCAUAAAAUUUAAGUAAAGAAUUACAGUUUUAAUCUUAGUUUUCUGAUGCCAGCUGCAGUGGGAGCUUUGUUAGGCUUUAGGUAAGACUGUGAGCUGGUUUAGGCUAGAGAUAGACUGUCAAUAGACCUCUUAAUUGACCUACACUGGAGAAAAAUCAUCCAAAAACUUCAAAAAAGAGGAAUCUUUCCCAGCACAAUUGUAUCAGAGAAAAUAUAUGGUUUAAAAUGGAAAACAAACUGGUCUGAACUGGUCUGAGCCGACUGUUUUAUCUUUGCAUUGUUCAUCAGUGUAUGAACACAGAUUUCCCUGCAAUUUUUAUUAUACAUUUUUUUACCAUGUACCUAAUGAAAAAUUAGUACAUUAACAUAAACUUAUCCUCUACAUUUUUGUUUACAAAAUCAACCCUGAAAAGUUACAUAGACACGAUGUGAAAAGAUCCCACUAAAAUGAUAAAGCGGAUUAUUGGACACGAGUACAUGCAUCUUCAUGUAUCACAUUAAAAGCGGAGUCUCACAAGGCUCUGUUCUGGGGCCUCAACUUUUUAAUUUGUAUAUUGAUGGCAUCUGUAAAGUCUCAAAGUUAUUGCAGUUUGUGUUACUUUCAGAGGACACCUUAUUGUGUUAGUGCAUAAAUAUAUGAAUAUAUGUAGAUCAACUUAGUAUGAAUAGCAGCUAAAAUAAAAAAACUGUAUUUAGACUGGCAUCUGUGAAAACCCUCAUUUCUAAGACACUUCAUUUAGACGGCUUUCCCACCAAUAGAGAGUUAGACGUAGCUUGGGGUGUUACUUUUUACACAGCGACAGCUUGAUACGAAACAACCCUGAAGAAAUUGUGAACGGUUUCCUCUUAUUCAGUGCAUAGUAUUGUACUCUUCCAUGACUGGAACAGAUGAAAUGAAAUCAGCCCACACUCCCCCACAUGGAUGUGUCUGAUGGAAGAGAGCCAGCACAGCUCAGAGAUGUCAGUCGUGUGCUCUUUUAUUUUUUAUCCAAAGCAGAUUGUCGGAGAAGGAGCCAUAUGGAGAGGCUUGUGAUUAGAAGACAACACUUUAUCGGAGCUUUCUAUCUCCACUUGCAUCUAUUCACUGUACGGAAAUUCAUUCUGGUUUUUCCUUCCAGCUCCAAUGAAUAAGCAUUAAUGCUGAGGCUAUGAUUCAAUUAUGUGUUUCUGUUUCCAAAGGACAGUUGGCAAUAAACACUGUCUCCCCCUCUUGCUGCCUCAUAUAACAAAAUUAGCAACAGGUUUUCAUCUGAUGGUUUUUCUUCCAUCAAACUCCGAUUUCCAGUUUUAUGAUGCUGCAUGGAAACAAUAAGCGAUCUGGAGGGUAAUGAGGGAGGAGUGAUUUGGGUUCAGGAUACGUGGGUGGUAGAGCAGGACUCAGGGUGGAUUACUCUGAAACUGAACCUCUGAACCCUCCCCAGGAGAAAUGAAAGAGAAGAGAGGUUUGGCGGACUGAUGAAGGCCUUCUGGAUGCUCUAAUUCGGCUUGUCCAGGCUUGUCAGACAUGUUUGGUUGAGUGGGCGAACCCUGAAUGGGGCUCAUGAUUUUGAUUGAUGUGGUUGUGCUCUUGCGCUGCCUUUGUGUUGCCCUUACACCCCGGUGCAUACACAGCACCAAGAGGUGUAAGGCGGAGGAGGAGGUAGGGGUUCUUUAUUCAAACAACCAGCAAAUCCCAAGAGGAGCUCAAAGUUUGUUUGCAGGGAGUAGGAGGGUAGGUAGCUAGGCAGUGAAGUGAAGGACCCUCCUGUCUGAGCGUCUGGUCCCUGGGGUCAUUUUCGGUCACUGUGUACGCAGCGGGCUGUCAACUCGCUGGUCUUUCUUCAGCACUUGGCUCGGCGUGAUUCGGCCUGGGUGGAAAGCAGACAGUGAUUGAUGGGGCGGUUCCCCGCUGCUCUCUGAUUGAGUUAGAGCCACUCACAACCACUCGCUUUGUCUGCUCUUUGCACGCUAAAUUGGCAACAUUGUUUGUGUUUUUUCUUUUUUACUGCAUCAUUUUUUCUCACAGCUUAUUUCUUUUGUUGCAUGGCAGUAUUGGUUGGAAAAGGAGUGUAAAUUCAGCCUAACUGCAGCCUUUUAUUGCAUUAACACAGCAGGAAAGUGCUGGCAGUGGGAUUAGCAACCUGUAUCUCUGGCGCCUGUCCAGCCUUUUUAGCUUGACCCUGCUCACACAGAGAAAUGACAAGAGGGCCCCUCUCCUCCAUACAUACUUACACAAUCACCCAGGGGAUCUGAGCCGAGGAAUAAAGAGGGAAAAACUGGACAGACGGCGUCCAAGUUGGCAGCAGAGUUUGAUUGUUGGGCUAGUAAAUGGAAGAGUCACCUUGCCCUCCAAAUGUUGGCAGGCGCUGGCUGCCCAUCAACACUUAGAUCAGACCUGUAAAGCCAAGCAUUCAACCUCUCUGCCCGGCACCACGGAAGAGAUGCACCGCCUGGCAUGUGGCCCUCACAGCAUGCCUUAUUUGGCGCCCAAAUUGCAGCAUCACUGGAAAAUCUGACUUCUUUGCAUGCAGUGAGAACAAUGCAGCCAUCAGGAUGGAAUAAAGGAUGUGGUUUGAAUGUUUGAGAUCGCUUCCAAGGGCUGAUCUGCGUUCAAAGGAAAUCUGGCAUUAACUGAUCAACUGGCUUCUCUUGCAAAUAUGCGUCUAUUGUAUAAACACGCCCUUCAUUUAUUUUUAUCACAUUCCUUUUCCCCUUUCUUACGAGUAACCAGAAAAAGACUGUCCUGUCUGAAGGUUAUUGUGUGGUUGAAGGCCAGGUGACUGUUUGUGCAUAUUGUAAACACUCAAGAGGACAAUACAAGUCCUUGACGACACUCUCUCAGGGCCUUUUCACAGCAUCCCCUCCCCCCAGCUCUUCAGCCAGCUGACCGGGUCAUGAGCACCCAGUCCAGACUGCUCUCUGACCCCCAACCGUGCAGCCGCCUCCACAGACUGCCCAAAGGACAGAGAGAAAAAAUGGAAGGAAUGCUUGAGGGGACGGAUGGGCCGUUUAAUUGAAUAAUUCCCAGAGCAGUUAUUACCACCAUUGCCCUCGAGCUUUCUCGCCGUCGUAGAACAAUCUGAGAGCGAGUGAGUGGGUGAGCAAUCGAGCAUGUACACAAGCGUGCUGCUAAACCUUUCUCAGGGUUUAUGUUGGCAUCUGUUUGCCAACCACCUCUAUCAGCUGUUUGCACCAUUUCUCCUGAUUGUUUCUGUUCCUUUACUCUGCUCGACUUACAUGCCUUCACACUGUUCCUCUAUCUGCCUCACCGCUCUGUUUCCUUUUAACGCAGCGACACCAACUGCCCCACCCACGCCACACUCUGCCUGCCUUCCUGCCCAUUGUGGAGAUGAGAGUUUUGAACAGCACCCAAAAGCUUUACCUCGCGAUGACCCCAGACUGAACCCCCUCCUCCCUCCUCUUCCUGCCUCCCUCUCCUCCUUUUGCUUUCUUUGAAAGCGGCGUGCUCCCUGCACACACAGCUCAUUACCCAGCAGGGAGCAGCACUACCUCCCUGCAGCAUCAGAAGCAAACAGAUGAAUGUGUUUGUGUAUUCCUCCGCAUUUUGGCGAGUUCUUAUUGCUUUCUUCCUCAUGAAAUGUGAAGCUAUGUAGCGUUCAUUUAGCUAAUUUUAUUCCCAUGUCGAGUUCAUGGGGGGUCACUAGCCCAAGGUUGCAGACGAUUAUCUCCAUGUAUGCUCAUGUUUCAUCUGGUCACAUGGUUUAUGCACAUCCGACAUGUAUGAGCAGGAUAUCCACGAAUAGUCUGCUCCAUUUUUAUUCAGAAUAGAUGUGGUCCUGUUUGGAUUCUGUCACAUUACCAGCUGCUUUUAAUGAGAUAGUCCGGACAAGUUCAGCUCUGCAGUUGUUUUCAGUGUUUCUAAUCAAAAACAUGUCUUCGGCUGUCUUCUGUCUGCUCCAGAGAUUAUGGUGAAAUGUAAGACAGAUGCAGUCCAACUGUAAAGAUUAUUGCAAUAAAUGUAUACAAUACAUUUUAAUGAUGUGAAAAGAAAAAUGGUUAAUUAUUUUACUCUCAAUUAUUAGUUUAGUCUAACCAAAGUUGCAGUGAGUGAGUUGAGUGAGUCUAGCAUUUCUACUUAAGGCAGGAGAUAUGAGGGUUUUCUUGUGCGCUGUAAUUGACCCCAAACUGGCGAUAAAUAUUGUUUUAUUGUUUUAUCAGCAGCACCUUUCUCCAUCAGCUAAAAACAACCAGUUAGCCCUUCACAAGCUUCUUCGUAGAUUGUUUUUCUGUAUGAUGAAGCAGGGCAACUAGAAAAAGGUCCAACAUAAUGUGCUCAAAGAAGCACACUGACUCCUAACUUGGUCAAAGUGGGUAUACUUCUGCUAGGUGCAUGUAUACCUCUGGGCAGGACAAUCAUAGAUAAACUGCCUCAUCGAACUCAACUUUCCUGUGUAGGUAAACUUACUGAGGAUCUGUCCACACCUAUGCAGAUGUGUACACAAAUGUAGUUUUUUUCUAUGUUUUGGCCUCUCAGCCACACAUGAUUGGAGUUUUAGGUCCUUUGUUUGUGGGUAAAUGUCUCUAAUUUCAACUAUAUCUGCACAGUUGUUGUUGUGUAAGUGGCAAAGAACAAGGUUUUUUUUUCAGUUGAAACACUGGUGUGUUUUUGCACAGCAAUUGUUUUUUGUGUGUAUUGCACAUGUACCAAGAUGAGGGCGACUGGCUUGUGUACACAUUCUUGGUACUCCAAAGUUUGACUGUAUAAUAAAGAAACCACACUCUUCCUUAUCAUAAAGUCACUCUCUAUAGUAUCUGAAUGUAGCUCUCCUCCUGGGGCUGUGGAGGUGAAAGUCUCAGGGCAGGGACAGUAUGUUUAACAAAGACAGUAAAGUUAUCAGUAUCAGUCCUUCUGUGCCCCCCCCCCCCCCCCCCCCCAGUGCCCUGUUAUUUUUACCCUUGACUCCUCAUUGUUGUAACUAUGGUGUAUCAUCCUCAGCACACCAUAGACCCCUGUGGAGGACUCUCUUUUUGCUCACCUCUGCCGCCCCUUCUCUCCUGUGCAAUCAGAGAUCCACUCAAAUGUCAAGGUGGGACAAAUGGGAGCCAUUCCCUCCUGUAAUGGCCCCAGAAAUGGGCUCGAGAGCUUCUCCACCCUUCCUCCUUUCCUCCCUCUCUCUCUCUCUCUCUCUCUCUCUCUCUCUCUCUCUCUCUCUCUCUCGUCUGUCUUUGAAAAAACACCCAGACCUUUUCAUCUCUUCCUUCAUAUUUUUCUGCUUUCUUUCCCACGUUUUUGGACUUAAAUACCUAUUUCCUUCCUCUCUUUUUUGCCCUAUAAAAUCUGACUUUUCUUAACAGGGUCCAUAACUCAGAUGUUGCAUAAUCAAGCUUUAGUUUUACUUCUUCCAGUUUCUAAGAAAUGUAUCCAGAGGGCUGGUUACUCUAUUUGCUCUGCAUACUUUUAUGUGAAUAUUCAAUUCUGCUCACUUGACUUGCAUACAGAGCUCCCCUGUUUGAGAAGCAUUUUCAUAUCCAAAGCUUGCCUCGCAGGAAAGAAAUGCUAAAUGUGUGUUUCCGUCCUGCCAUGGGCAGUUUUCUUAUUAAUUAUGAUUACUCAUUCACUCUGUGCUUGGAUUCAUUUCCCACUCUGUUCACUAGUGUCUCCUUCAUUCAGCUUUAAAGUAUUUUCAAGAACUUGACAGUAAAUGUUCAUAUUUUACUAAAAAAAGACGUUUUAACUUUAGAUGAAACAAAAGCACUGGACUAAGAUAUUGAACUUUUUUCACCCCACUCUCUACAGCCUGUAUUUAUUGUGCCUCUUAUCUAAUGAAGGCAGAAAUGCCCUUAAUAUUAUUUUAGAAAUACAUCAUAAGAUUUUUAACCAUGAAACUAUAUUUGGAAACAGUUUUUUUUUUUUUUUCGUCAUAUAUCAGAGGCAGCAGUUGGAGCUCAUUAAAACUCUGACUUUCCUGCAGCAGGAAUCACUAUAACUUUUGGAAACACAGCAGCUAAAAUUCACUGUUACUCAGGCUUUUUAACAGUCUGAGUGUUUUUCAGCCUGUAAGUUUGAGUCUGGCCCACACUCAGAGAUUGAACAGCUAUGGUCUUAUUUUGUUGUGUGAAGAGCAGCACAGCACACACUAACAGACUCAUUCACCAACAGCCACAGACUCAAUCUAAAAUCUAAAAUCCAACACACUGAAGGGCGACAUGAAAACAUACUGAGCAUGACUGUGGUAUGUUUAUGACUCGUAGAAAAACUCAUGUUAUUGCCUUGAAUCAAGUUCAGUCCUCCAUCUCUCAUGUCUGUCUGAGUUAAUACUUCAUGAUUGUCAUUGUCCUUCCUGAUUGGCUGUCAUUCUGUUCAAGCAGAUCUGAAAGGUUAAAGCUCACAUCACGGGGAAAUCUGGCACAACAUCUUCAGAGCUACUGGAAAGUCUGUCUCAAAGUCAGCCCAAGAAUUCUGUCCUGUUGACUCCUGUUGAGGAGAAGAUUUACUGCUUCUUCUGUUGAACAGACUGACAUAUAUUUACAUCUCUGUGAUCAUGUUGUUGUGACCUAAUUGUCAUGCUUAGCUAUUUUAAUAAGGGGGGAAGGUCAUAGUGUUCAUAACAGGAUGACUGGAGCUCUGCCUCAGCCCUGCAGGGCGUGUCACAGUCACCCGUGGGGAAAUAAAAACAAGUCAGCUGAACAUACUUGAGCAUCGACAGUGGGUCUUACAUGUGAGGUGAGCGUGGGGGGUGUAAAUGGCGUGCUAACAGUGAGGACUGUUGUGGUCAGUUUUACCCCCCCCGUGCUCAUAUUUCCAAAUAAAGGAUUAUUGUGUGCGCUGCAAAGGGAGGGGGGGAUGCAAUAAUUGAGCCUAAAUAGCCAAAUUCAUUAAUUUGAUUGUUGGCGACAGCAGAUCUCUUGACAGUGUAAUUAGGAAAGCUAAUGGAUAGAGGCACGCUAAAUCCAUCAAUGCUAAUGAUAAUUGCUGUUCAGGAAAGCGAAUAUGCUUUACCAAUGUGUUGCCAAGGCCGCCACAAAAUCACAAGCAGCCACCACGUCUAAAAAUAUGAGUGAGCUGAGGGUAUGCGUGUGGGGGUGACACCCAAAGAGGCCACUUGGACUGGUGCAGCUGUGCAGCCUCAGUCUUUUCCUCCAUCAUUUCUCUAUACUUUCCUCCAUCAAUGUGGCGGUGUGGUGGUGAGCAGAGCAAUCAUGCCCUUCUCCCCUUUGCUGACAACGAACCACUUCUGAACCCAUCAUCUCUGAUUGGUUGCUGGUUUAUCCCGCUGGGUGGGUUAGCGCGCGCUGAGGACUUUUGCAGAUUCAGGAGUGGAGACUCAUCAGCGCAAAGGCUGAUGGUGAGAACAAACUUCAUGCUUCGUGGUAGAGCUUUAGAGAACCUGACCAUCAGUGAAAAUCUUACUCUUGGAAAGUCAAUUAGGCUUAAUGUCUUUAGCUGAGGACAUUAAGAUGUAAAACAGGUUUACUGCCAUUUUUUUUUUCUCUCUCUUGAAGAGAAUGGCGUCUAGUCUUGCCAUCAGGGGUGUCAUUUCAGCUGGUCUGAGCCCAGGGAAAAGGGGAACCUGUUAUUCUAGUGCCAGUUAAUGAAUGUCACAUGGAAAAGGGAGGCAGUAAAGGAGGGAAAGCAGGGAAGGGGAGCAUUUUAUUUCAGUGAGGUAUGUCCCCUCCAGGCUAAGUUGAAGAUCAACCUGUCUCGUGCCCUCUUGUACAAACGUUAAUGAUGUUUUUCUGGAGCCCCAAGUGACAGUUUGUUAACCGAGACUUCUUAACGCGUGAAAUCCGCAGGCCCUGAGUUUUCUGACAGCUGACAACUUAGUCCUUUCUCCCUGCAAAGUCCCCCGGGCCUUGCAGAGCUGUCCCAUAUCUGUUGUUUGGGUUUUCCCUCUUGUGUUACCCAGAGAUGUUUUGACAUGUUGUAGGUGACAUGUUUUUGUGAAAUAGCAGGCUAUACUGUGAUGGCUGCAGAGAGAGAAAUGCCUGAGAAAAGCAUGGGACAUUUUCUCUCUAUAAGUUGAAGUAGCAGAGAAAGAGCUCUUGUUCUGGGGGGUUUCCACAGCUUAUAAAUGGUCUGAUUAAGGAAUCUAACCAAUUGUAGGAGGCCCUUGCAGUCUGUCAUAGGGUUAUUCCGUUGCCUCAGAUUGUAUUGCUUUUGUGGAACCAUAUCAAGCAGACAUUUAUAGAAGGAGGACAGAUUAUAUCCAUGGGAAAGCUUUAGGCAGUAUAAGUGUUAUAUUGUUAGUCCGCUGGUUUGUCGCCUUCUCUUUGGCUUUGCGAGGAGGGCUAAUGUUCUUGUUUGACACUAGAGGAUUGCUUUCUCUCUGUGCCUGAAGAAAGAAGGCAGGCUAAUACAUUUGAGUCGGUGAAGCGAAGGUCGUUGAGAAUUACAUUCAUCCCCCCUCGCCCUCCUCUUUUUUCCCUUUAAUUUCCCCACUGGAUUGGCAAACCGUUUUUACUAUUAGCACUGUGGUAGGCAGCUCACUGUGCGCCUGUAUGUGUGUAAUUGUCUGUGUAUGUGUGUUGUGACGGGCUGGCAGGCCCACCCAGACCCAUGCCGAAUGGAGGGAUAAAUCGGUAUACGGCUGGACUGGAUUGCAUUGUCAUGAGGAAUAGAAGACACAAGACAACAGCAGUAUUAUAUGAACCAAAGAGCCGCUUCAGUGGAGGAAUUGAAGUCUAAGCUGGUCUCAGUGAGGACGUAGAUGAGUGGGAAACCCCUAAACCUGCUCAAUACCUCUCUGCAGCGUAUACGCCAUCCUCAGCUCUGCAUACUUGUGCACUUGUCCACAUUACUCUGCAGCACCGCUUCACAGUGGGAUCUCUAUGUAUGUCAUGUCUCCUCUAAAGCUGCAACUAAAGCACUAUUCAUGUAGCAACCUCUGGUAGUUUAUUACCUCUAACAGUCACUUAUUUACUCAAAUUUACUGGCCACAUUUUCGAGAUGCUGAACUGGAUUGGGACAGCAUCAGGCUUCCUCCAGUUCAGCCUGCAGAAAAUGUAUGAAAGAAGAAGACAGCGCGAUCCAACAAGCUUCAAGUAGGAAUGUGCAUUCAAAACUCUAAGACGUGCAAAGUUUGUAACUUUUUAUCCUAAAGGCUAAAGCUUAGAAACGUACACAACAAAGCAGUUCAUACUUAGUUAAUCCAGCCAUUUUCAGGGGUUGGAGAUAUUGUUUACGGGAUAUUUAGUAUGGUACAUAACUGAAUCCCCAUUUAGGAUAUUUCCAUCAUUUUUGAUUAAAAAGAAUAUACUGUAAAGUUUAUGUCACUGUGUCUUUUUCACAAGCUCUUCACAAGAAGAAGAAUUGGACUCCCAUUACAAGAAAGGGUUUUCAGCCGAGAGCAAAAUGCUUCCACAUUUAAAGAAUUUAACAGGCACUGUAUUAAUGCAUGUAUUUGUGCAGGUGCACAUCAGGGUACGCAUCUUGGUGUCUGCUUAAGUAAAGAGCCACACAAUAGAUCUGAUGCAGAAGUUUAAACCCGACUUCAAACUGAACCCAGAGUCCAUACUGUUCUUUGUUAUCUCUAGGCAGCACAGGUUUAGGUCUAAGUCUUGGAUUUGAGUCCUUACAGGUGUUUAGAUUACAGCUAAAUUUGAGACAGCAGGCAUCAGGAGAGUCUUUUGAAAGCAUAAAACUGCCCCACCAAGUGCUUUCCAUAAUGUCUUCCAGAUGAUGAGGGCCUGGAUGGAUCUGUGUUAGCAGGAGCAGAGCACAGGGUAGAUUCAACAGAGCAGAACUGAGGCUGACACACCGGUCACUUAAGCACAAAUAGAGACAUUUUAGAAGCAAGGCCUCUUCUUUUCCCUCUUCUCCUUGCACAUAGAACAGAGCGAAGCCCCCCAGGGUGUUCACACUCUUCCAUCUGCAUCCUCUUUCCCACUGGGCCGCCUCUUACGAGGGCUGAUGACACACCAGGGUAAAAAUGCAAUAAACAGCUUUUCUGAAGGUGUGAGGAGCUGAAAUGGAAACAAAAUAAAGACUUCUGCUUUUGUUUGGAUGAUGAAUAAGGGCUUCAUGAGGACAGGCAAAAUCAAAACAUUGGCUGACCGUCAUUGGUUUAUAAUCACACACAUAAAAAAAUGUUUUACCAAUGCACAUCUACGCAAAUAGAACAGAACCACAUGCACCUCUUUAUUGCUCAACUCCUUCAGCUGUGCUGCAGCUCGCUCCAUCCUUCUUCUUUUCAGUGAUGCAACUCAGCAUCAAUUUUUCAGGUGUCUGGCAACGCUCGGCUUUUGGCAGUUGUAGGGUGGGUCUGAGCAGGUCUGCAGAGAAAGAGGCUCUGAGGUGAAUUAUAAGUCAGCUGAUAGAACCGAGCAGGGCCAUGGAAAGAUUGAUGUUCUCUGUUUUGAGAACUGGGAACUGAAAGAUGGAGAGGAGAGGAGAGAAGAGAAUUGCACAAAUACAAACAUUUAGGAAGAGGAGUAACUCCUGCAUCCUUGUAGAACAGUCAUCUGGUCUGUGUGGAUGAAUAAUGUCCAUGUCGCUGAUCUGUUAAUAAAAAAAGGGAAAAAAAAGCCUGUCAGCCUUGAUGGUGAGAAAAUACUUUUGAGAAACAUGAAUUCCUUCUUUUCAUAAACAAGGCUGAGUUUUGUAUCUUUAGCUUGGCAACAUAAAUAUUAAUUGUGGUAACUGAAAGAGACAAUGAUAUCACUUUAGCUGAACAAAAUAACUGUGAUCCCUGCUUCAAGGGACACACUGAAUAAUGAGUGACUCCUGGGCUGGGUGUAGCCUGGGGUAAAGAUUGUAAACACCAUGUGAAGCAGUUUUUUUCUCACUUUGCUGCAGCUGAUAAAGCUGCCGAAACAAAGUGCUGCUUGUAUAAGCUGAGCUGGGCUGUUUACAAAGCUGGUUGCCUGAGGAGAGAAGGAGGACCUCAGCUGGAUCCAUAGGUCUCAAAUAUAUCUCUUCCCACAAUGCGAAAGAGUAUUCAAUAGCUCUUAAUGCUGCGCAGAGAGGAGAGGAUUGAGGAGAGAGGAGGAAAAUCAGAGAAAGCACAAGCUGAUCAGUAAAAAGACAAACAGAUAACUCACAUGACUCUGAGCAGGAUACUGCAGGAUAAACAGGCUGCAGGUUGUUUUCAUGAGCAGGUGUUUGUCAAACAGGUAACAGGAUACAGAGAAAAGGUUCCUGCCUGUGUUUGAUCAGAAUAGAAACAGCACACGUGCAAAAAUAAACAGCCGAUUCAGCUGAGAUCAGCUGACUAAAAGGUGUCUCUUUAUGUGUCACUCACAGGAGAGGGUGUCUUUCAGAACAUUUACUCUGGUGGCAGGGACUUAGACAUGAGUGAAGGAUGCAAGGAAGUAACUAAUGUGAUGCAUCCUUGGUCUGAAGUCACACCAAGAAGACCAGAUGAUUUCAAACAAUUAAAAGUUUAAAGUGAGAGUUCAAGGGUUGCAGGUUUGAAAAUCAUGUCCUUGUUCUGAGACAGGGAGCAGAUUUCUGUCUGAGAAUUUAAAUGGAGGAUGAAUAGAGGGCACUUCAUGCACAUUGACAGCUUCAUAUCUCCUCAGAUCACUCUAUCCAAGCAGAAAGAAAAGAGAGUGAGUGAAGUCAUCCGUCCACCGCUCUUCCUCAUGGGACACGAUUUCAAGCAGCUUUAGCUCUACACCUACUGACAGUGUUCUACUCCACCACAAGCUCCCUCUAAGUACUCUGAGUAAUUUUAACAUAUAUAAAAAAAGAAAAACAGUGGACACCCAUCCCUAACCUCCCAGAAUCCCUCAGGGGUUACUUGAUUUACUGUUUUUACAAAUAAGUUAGGUUAGUGAGGGGGAACAUUUGCGGAAAAAAAGUGCUAAAGUCUGCGUGUGGUUACAAGUUGGGCCCCACCUGAGGGAUUGGGCCCAUCCCAAACCGUCACUCAGAGUGUAAAUCGCCUUUUUGUGUGAAAGCCUGAGUAUUAAGUAAAUUCAGAAUCGCUGAGGAGACGUGAUGUUUUGACAGUAAUUUGGGAAUCAAGUGAAACUACGAAAACCAUCCCCUGAGCCUGGGAGGCACAUAGUUUCAGAGAGACCAAAAGACAAGUAUGUGAGUGAGUGAGUGUGCCCAACACCUGCUGCAAAUUAACCUGCAUACAUCAGAACUGCUUUUCCUGCAUUUGUAAAAUCUGAUUUCUGCUGAAGAUAGAGGAGUUUUACAACAGGUCAUCUAUGCAGGAAUAUGCUGGUAGAGCGGCCACACGGAGAUGAAAAGUUGGCCAGAUUUUGUGUUACAGGCAAUUAGGAAAGUGUGGAAAACUGAUCUAAAAUCAGCGUUUGGAUCAAGGCUAAGCUCUGUCAUACAGAGCACAGCACGGAAAAGUCAUCUAAAGCAUCAUGCACACACACGCACACACACACACACACACACACACACACACACACACACACACACACACACACACACACACACACACACACACAUACACACACAGGCACUGAGGGGAAAACCACAACUCAAAUGGCUUAAUGCAACAAGUGCCUGAAAAGAAAGACACACAUGCAAAGGAGAACCUGAGGCUUUUUGGACCACCCUCAAUGGCCAGUCACUCUAAUGCCUCUUUCACCAGCUUAUGUUUCACACGCCAGAUUCAGUGUAUGUGUGUGUGUGUGUGUGUGUGUGCGUGUGUGCGUGCUUGCGUGUGUAUGAUGGCUCCAAAGUCCUAUUUCAAAGCUGUUUUCCUCCUAAAGUCUUUGCUGACUCAAUUAGGCGUCUGCUCCUUUCUGCAGCCGCUGGUCUGAAAUUCCAUUUCAAUGUAGUGUUCAAUUGUGAGUGAGUGUGUUCGUGCGCAUACGUGUGUGUGAGUUUAACAGCUUUAACACCUGUCUCAUUCUGUACACCAGCCUGAGCCUAAAGGGUUUGAUAUUAUCACCUUCAGUUCAGCUUUUCUAUUAAACAACGGGCCCACACAGCCUGUCUGUGUUGUUCUGUGGUUAAAGAGGAGAUAGACGAGCACUCAGCUGAAGUUUAGAUGUUCAAACAUUCAUGCUAAGCAGCCUCAGAGCCUAAAAUCGCUGCAAAAAGCGUGUUUGUGUGUAUUUCAGGUCGGUAUAAUGAAAGCAAACCUGCCCACCUGUUCCCUGAGUUUUAACCUGAGACCUCAUUAGUGCGCAGUGUUUCAUUUCCACUACAUUACCUCCACAAUAUGUUGUGCUGCUUUGAGUUCAUGUUCAUGUGCUCCUCGGGGUAUAACUGUAUAUGUGUGAGUUUAUCUUUGUGUGUGUGUGUUCAGGCACAACAUGGGCCUAAUUUCCAAGAAACUCAAUUUACAUGGACAGAAACAGAAGAACAAAGAACUUAGAGGAACACUCUGACUAAAGCUGCUUCUUUUCUUCUCGUCUCAGGUAUGACUACGUGGAGGUGCGAGAUGGCGUGGAUGAGAGCGGCCAGCUCGUGGGGAAGUACUGUGGGAAGAUCGCCCCGUCUCCGGUUGUCUCUUCAGGGAACCAGCUCUUCAUCAAGUUUGUGUCCGACUAUGAGACCCACGGGGCGGGUUUCUCCAUCCGAUAUGAGAUCUUUAAGACGGGUAGGUGGAGCUUUACUGAACUGUCACUGCUCUAAAUCUUACCUGACAUUUCAUAAAUUGGAAAUGGAGCAGCAUGAAUGCAAGUUUAGGCAGGUAACUUAAGCUGCACUAUUAAUACAUGCAGUAUGUGUCACCGUAUCAACAUGGCCUCCCAGUUUGUUCACCUCAAACUUCCAGCCCCACCACAUCCCAGCAUCCACCUGCAGACUCCAGUAAAUGUUAGUCUCAGUUUCUGCAUGCAAAUAAAUCUGCAAGGACACAAACAACAUCUGCUGCUGCAUUAAAUUUCAGCCCGCGUGACCCGUCACACUAAAAUAUCAUAGAUACAGACCUACACUUACAUGACUGAACUUUCCCUCAUCAGUUUAUUUCCAUCAAUUUAAGUGUGUCACCUAGUUAGUAUUUGAGGAUGAAAACCCUGCAGACUCACAUGCUGGUCCCGAGGCAACUCUCUGGUUAUUAAGUAUGUCUCAGGUUAAGGACGGUGUUUCUCAUUAACCUGUUUGCUUCUGCUUUCAAAUGGUUGAGGUCAGGAAGAGAAUAGAAGGAGACAUGAACCAAAGUGCAAGUUUUAUUCAAGUCUUUAUCUGCAACACUUUUACUCAGUUUUCAUUGAGCUGAAAACAGAUCAGCACAUGGUGUUUGUCAUGAGUAAAUGUUGGUGUAAAACUGCUGCAUCAUUGAUAAAAAGCAUAAAGGCACAGAUCAGACAGGAACUGGGAGCAGAGGGAAGAUACUACAGAGUGGAUUCAAAGCUCUUGUGAAGAAAAGCAGGUCAUGGGGCAGUUUGUCCUCAGCCGUAACUGUAAUUCAAACACAACCUGUAAUCACAAUUUUUACUAGAAUUAUGACUUUUCCUUGUAUUUAUUACCAUUUUCACAAAGUAAUGAUUAUUUCUCAUGAGUCCGUGACUCUAAAAUUACAAUUCUUGUAAAUUUUGACUUUUCUUUUACUCAGAUAUAGGACUUUAAUCUUGGAAUUUUUUUAUUCUAUUCCUGUUAAUGUAUCACUUCAUUUAGGUCAAUUUAUUUUCAUAAACUUUGUUCUUGUAAAUUAUUGACUUUCUUCACAUGAAUGUCUGACUUUGGUCAUGAAAUAAAUUUCUCUUUCUUAAUGCCUUUUUUCAUCCUGAUCAACAGCUGCAUUUAAUCAUUUCAGACUCAAUGUGCUGUCACAAAUAUUCAUGAUAAAGUUGGAGUCUGCAUGUUUAUGUUUUGUGCAAAGCUGACUAAAUUAGUUUGUCAAAGCUCUUUGAGUAGCUGAGCUCUCCAGGUUUUUCCUGAUGUCAGAAAAAGUCAGUAAAAGUAAACUGAUACACACUUUUUAGGGUUGAUGUUGGUGGAUGAUGCCACUACAGUAAGGGUUGUUCACUUUCAGUCAUUUGUCAUAUUCAUCUGUUGAUUCAGUUACAUAAAUGUGAAAAAUCUCCAGUUCCCUGAAGAGAGCUCAAACUCUGAAGAGCAGCAGCUCUGACUGAAGAUGAAUUCAAGGUAAUUCUCUCCAACUGAAGAUAUAUUUUUUAAGAUACUGUAGAUCAACAUAUUUGUUUGAGAUCCUUCCCUUCUUCUCUUACCUGCAUCUUUGAAUUAGCAGGAUAUGCUCUCACAGCUAUUAACCACCCAAAAUUAAAGAAUUAAUGGAUAACAAAUCAUGUAUCUUGUCUCUUAUAGUAGUUGUUGCCUUCUGGUCGAUACUAUCAUUCUGAGCCUAAACUAUCAAACCCUCACAGUGUGACGGGAUGAAAGCUGGAGGAAUAAUUUGGGGAUAAUAAAAAAAAGAACCUCUCUCAGUCUAAUUUCAUGGUUUGUUUGUGAUUUAGUCAAAGCAGCAGAGCGUCAAAUUAUGCAAUCGCAAUAUGGCAGACAAUAUGCUCCAUUCAAAGCAAUGAAUCAUAGUCCCAUAUGCUCCGUAAUCAAAGUGGUUUUUAUGUGCUGUGAAUCAGCGUACAAUGAGCGAAGGCAUCAUCUGCUGAGCAUUGAUUUGACAAACCUCAUUCAUUGUCUGUCCAAAGCCAGUGUUCAGUUUUUUCUGGAAUUUGAGCCACUAAGCUUUGUUACAGGUUAUAAGUGUUGUGCCUUUUGAGUAGUUUUACUCAAGAAUAGGCGUGAUACACUUUAAAUAUCCUCAGGGGAUGUCUAUCUUAUCGGACAACAGCAUAACAGGAGAGAAUUUCCUCUUGUUUGGCCGCCUCUCUUUGUUUAGACUGGAGGACGAAGGAGGAGAAGGAGGAGGACAGCACAGAUUUGCAGAGUGACUCGCAGGCCGACAGGUGCCUCAGACUCCACUUUCAUUAAUUAACCUCAGCAGCAGUCUAUGGGAAGGCCUCCUGUGACCCUCAGAGACAUGAUGAAUGGGCCUGUAAGGUCCCUCCCUCCUUUUAAUCUGGGACUCUAUGUGUUUGUGUUUGUGUGUCGCCAUCACAGCGGGACAGCUGGUGGAGUGUGGGUCCAUUUAGGGGAUCAAAGUGGAGCUCCACCCCGACAAACUCCUCCGUACACUACCGCCUUAUCCCCUUAAUGAGGAGCUUCAUUGGGCAGCAUUCUUGCAAUGAUUAGCUUGGUAGCUCGUGGUCUUAUCUAUUAGGUUAGCUUGAAAUAAAUGAGGCGUGUUAAGGGUGCAGUGGCAAUCUGCUCAUGCAGAUUCUGCAAGAGAUAUUUGGUGGAUUGAAGUUUGAGAUCCUGGUCUAAAGAGACGGGAGGUUUACUGUAUCAAAAUGUGGUUACUGCCCAACUCUAAUCAGGAAUGUUGCUUCGGGACAGAACUUCUUCACCCUGUUUAGCAUCCAGCACUAUCUUGUUGGGCCAAAAGCAUCGUGGGUGUGCCGUUGCCUCCUCAGUAGACCCAGACCCUCGCCAUGAUUUGAGUUAGCUCUCUGUUUUGACUACUGCAGCUCUGUUUACUGAGCAGUCUGACAUCAAUUAACAGCCCUGUUUGUUAGAGAGAGAGGAAGAGAGAGAGAGAGAGUGAACCCAACAGAAAGAGGAACUCCAUACUAGCUGAUUAGUACAGCUUAUCAACAAGCAGGGUAUUAGCAGGGAGAACAUUGUGUUGGCUAAUACAUGUAACAUUAAUGAUGAUACACAGAUGCUCUGAUAACGGAUGGAGGAAUGGGAGGCUCAUGCUUGUGCAUGCCAAUGAAGGGAGAUGCAAAGAAUGCUGGGGGGUUAUCCGAGCGAUGAGGCCCGGAGAUCACCGAGAGUCCACCCCGGGAAUCGGUGCUGCUUUUAUGUGGGGGUGCAAAGGUCACAUGAAAGAUAAAUACACCCACAAAGCAAACAUGUGGACUCCCUUCAGGGAUCAGAUGCCAACUUAAACAAGUAUGUUUACAUGUGCAGGCUCACCCACUGAAGCUGUAAACUAUAAAGAUACACUUUCACACACACACACACACACACACACACACACACACACACACACACACACACACACACACACACACACACACGUCAACAAGCUGGCAUUUGCAGCCCCGGCUUUCAUCAGCUGGAUCCUGCAAAGUGUCUAAUUGGAAGAGAACAGGUUGUUUUGCGACUCUCCAUGGUGGCUUCCACAUCAGUUCUUACCCCUCUCCACUCCUCGUUCCCAUCCAACCAUCUUAAUUAGCAUGGGCUAUUUAUUUUAUAGCCUGCAAAUUGGCAGCCUCGCUCUGCUGGCUGAAGUCUGGAGAGAGAUGGGAAAAAGUGAGAUGGAGGGGGAGAAGGAGAUUAAAAGAGGGGAGUGAGGAGUAUUUGAGCUGUAGAAGCAGAUUAGAGAGCUGGUUGUGUUUGUCUCCAUGGAGGUCUUCAAAUACCAAAACGUUAAAAAAAAGUACGACAAGCAACGACCUUCAUUUGAACAAACAACAUAAAAAUGUUGAUCCUGGUUUCUUGGUUUGAGGCGACAUGUCAGUCAAGAAAUAGAUUCAGCAAAUUUCACCAUUUACUAGACCUGUUGUCCUCAAACUGCGUUGCUUUUUCUUAGGUGUCCAACUAGGAUCUUCUCUGCUAUGGUGGUGUUCAGCUGGUGGCUAAUUAAAAUACCUGACAAAUGGGUGAAUUUGUAUUUGUUUUUUCAGGGUUGAUACAGAUACAGAUAUUCUGUGGUUCAUAAAACUAAUAAUUUAUAUUUGCAAACACUAUGCUGUUACCAUGAAAAUGAAAACUAUGUCUUAAAGUGUAUAAAUACUACAAAGUACGAAUUCUAAGAGGAAAAUAUGUUUAAAGGCCUUUAGCUAAAACUAAAACAACCCCGUCUUAACCUUAUUAUAUCAGCUCCACAUGAACUAAGAUGUUGGUGGCAUGAAAAGCUACAGGACCAGUCCACAGACCAGACAUGGCUGACGUCAUAGUGACCAAAGAAACCUCCUGUGUUGGGUCUAUGGGUCAGCUUGGUGAGGUGGGUUUAACCUCUGCUGAGGUCCUGCUGCUUUUGUAAAAGGCUGAGAUCAGUAUUUAUCCGACCUCCUCGAAAGUUUCUGGAAAGAUUAGUCCUCUGAAGCACAUGCACAUGCACAACACAUGUUUUCUUUUAACAGCUCUGCAGAGCCACAUCAAUGCUGGAGGCUGAUCUAUUGAAGUGGGUGCAGAGGCAGAUAGAGUCCUGGCUUCUCUGUUCCAUCACACACAGACUCAUCAAUGACUGAACUUACAUCCACACACAUUAUUACUGUGAUUUUCUCACAAAAAUGACCCAAGUCACAUUUCAGACUGGACAUGUGUGUGUGCCAAUGAAAACAAGGAAACCAAAAACAGGCUCUGCUUUUCCUCUUAGGCUGAUUGGAAUUUCUAUUUUAAUGCUUUCUUCCUGAGUUUGCAGGCACUGGUAUCAUUAUUAUUAUAAAGUUCAGAUUUUGAUGCACAACUGCCACAAAGUCUAGAUAAAGGGAGCACAGCGCCACCGCUCCAGCUGCUAAAAUGCAUGUGCUAAAACACAAACGCGGGUUUUGUAAACUCACACAGAGCAAGAGUUUCAGAGGGUCUCUGUUUGACCAGCGCGAGUGUGAUCUGUGCAAAUGUGUGUUUUAAAUGCAAACAUGUUAGCGAAGCCUGAAUCUGCUGGAUUGAGACUUACGGUGUCAUCGCUUCACUUUAAAGCCCCGUUUAUCAUGUCACUGUUACACUGACACUUUUACUCACACACACACAUCUAAGUGUUUUCACAGAUGUGUGUGUGUGUGUGUGUGUGUGUGUGUGUGUGUGUGUGUGUGUGUGUGUGUGUGUGUGUGUGUGUGUGUGUGUGUGUGUGUGUGUGUGUGCUGGCUGGGGCCUAACAGGGGCCACACUCUGCUUUGAUGGCAGGCACGCCCUGAUGGCAUGGGUCACAUCUGGCAUGGAGACACACUGUCAUCACAAGCACAGCCCUCAUGGAAACCUGAGACUACAAAUCUCCUAAAAAGCAGUGAGAGUGAGACUGUGACCCCCCCCCCAUCCGUCACCCCACAGUGUCCCCCCUUAUUGGCUGAAGGGGGGACGUCACAGGCAAAGUCAAAUACUUUGUCAGCAGAGCCUCAGGGUGUGUGUUUGUGGGUUAACCUGCUUUUCCAUCUGCUACAGUGAUUGACGCUCAGCAGGCUGCAGGUUAAUGUCUGAUUCACUGAAAGGGUUAAUUCUCCUCCAUGAUUAGCCCUCCUGUCAGAGCGGUGAGCAGAGGGAGGUAUGACGGGUGGUGGAGGGCCGUGAACUGGGCUAAUGAUCAGCCAGAGAGUGGCACAGAACAUAAACAGAGGUGAUUUACUUUGCAGUCCAAGAACAACACCCCCAGCCCUCACGACUCCGGCCACUAAUAACCCGACGGAGGAGAGAGAGAGAAAGAGAGAGAGGUGAGGUGGUGGAAAAAGGAGCGAGGGACAAAAAAGGAGAGAGAGACAGAUCUAAAAAUGAAAACAGCAAUCGGCCGCCACAUUAGACGCCUGUUUCUUGGCGCUGGCGAUGUUGUUGUAAUGAUUAACGCCUGGUCUCUGGUCGCUCUGAGCACUUAGAGUAGCAGCUUAAUAGAGACGUAGAGGACAAAUCAUCAGGGAGAGUAAUGGCUGAAACCAUAUUUAUUUAAUACUUAUUAUUAUCGAUUGCUUACACUCACAGAGUUGAAACCAGAUCUCCAUUAAAUAUCAUUUUGUCUGCUGUUAAACAAACUAAUCGCUGUGAGAGCGAGCUGGAGUGACAUUUGUUUACUCCGCCUCCAGAGGAGAAAGGCUCAGACUAAACAAGAGUUAAAGGAAUCCAUUACCGCCAGCAGUAAAUGUCUGAGCGCCUGGUUGGAGUUUGUCGGUAAAUGUUGAGCGUUCAAGGUUACUUCUUUUCUUCUCCUCAAACAUUCUGCAGUAAAUUCAGCUGUUUGUUUUAAAGCGUUGGUCGGAUAACAGGAUCAACAAUCUGUGCUGUCUGAAAUGAAAUGGAGAAAUCUUUGUUUGUGCUUUUUCUAUCAGCUUUACCUGAGUCAAAAUCUUCAUACUCACAGAAACACCUCUCUCAUUGAGUUGAUGAAUCUCCUACAAGGCCAAGACAGAGAGAGAGUUAGCAUUCAGCUGACAGCAGGAUUUAUUUAGUCUCCUCUGAGCUCCUGUCAGCACAGACUCAUGCACAAACACCAUACAGACUGAUGCUGCCACAGAACAGCCUGACAGCUAUCACUGAAGGCCUCUCAUGCAGACAUCAGCACAAAGCAUCCUGGGUGUAGUGAGGGGAGCCGGGGACAGACGGCCUCCCAUGUGGAGGAGGCAGGAGAUAAAAGAGAUCUGCUGGAUGAGUCUCUCACUGCUGGGAACCUCCAGAGUGCUCUGUCUGCCCCCCUGCUUCAUUUUGUCGUGGUGUCUGCGGCCUCGUCUUUCUCUGCGAGGUUAAAAACGCUGCAGGCCGCUCAAAGGUGACAAUAGAAGAGGUUGAUUCUUGGCUCAGCCUUAGUCAUGGUCAAGGAUAAGAUGGAGUGUGCAAACUUAACAAGAACGGAAAUUAUAGAGAUGAAGCAACGUCUGCAGACCUCACAGUUGACAUGCACUGUUCGCAAUCACAUGACAACAAUUAUGUUAAGCUGCAAAAUCACUCCUUGCAUCAGCACUAUACCAUCACCUCUACAGUCCCACCACCUCCUUGUUCUACAUCCACCUGCUGACUCAGCCAGAGGGGUUUGAGAUAUCAACUCAUAGAGGAGUAUAUAGGUGAAGGGUCUGCCAUGGUUUGAAAACCAAGAGAAGAAACUGGAGGAUGCCUCAAAAACAUGCAAACGCAGGGCAGUGAAACCAUGCACGCACAACUUGACAAAACAAGCACCAAGUAGCAAUGACCAGUAUUUGCUGACAACAGAAUGAGCACAAGUUGUAAAACGAAGGAAUGCAUGAGAAGUCUGACAUAUGUGAAAUAUGAGUAUUAAGUGUUUAGUCUGCUAACACUGAUUUAUGUGCAGGCAAAAACACUUUUCUAUUCAAACCAAAUGCACUUAUUUUAGUGUAGAGAUAGGCUGUUAAUGUCAGUUUGGGAUAAUCUAUAUCAGCUGAUGUCUGGGCUCACACAGCUCAUGACAGAAUUUACCAAUCCGACCAUAAUGUCUGCGGACACUGCAGGCUGCCUCUUCAGAGAAAUGUUCAAUGGUGACAGGUUUUUCCAAAAUCAGAAUGACAGCAGAUCAGAUCUGUAGAGUAUGUUGGUUGAUGUACAUCAUGGUGUUUAGAUGAAUUUGGUGUAAUCUUGCUUCUGACACUAAUUUUCAAUUGUUCUGAACACAACUGCAUGACCAUAUUUUCCUGUUUCAUAAAAUGAUCAAAAACAAUGUGAUAUCUAACCUUGUAUGUUGGAUUGUAAAGUGUUAAAAUAAUGUCAUUUUACAUGUUUUAAUAUCAAAUGCAAAAACACCCCGAAAAAAAUCUACGUUGUCAUGGCAUCAUACUCGGCAUCAUAUAUUGGUCAUCAGCUGACUUGCUCUCCAGUUUUGGCAUCAGCAUUGGCAUUAAAUGAUAUGAGAUUAUUUUGAGUUUAGAGUUUUGAGCUCAGUGCUCUUACCAUAGCUGGUUGGUUUCAGAAUAAAAAGUGAGAAGAGCCCGACACUAUUUUUGUUCCUGAAUUGAAGCACAAAUAAGGUUCAUAGCAUUGUUUUGGGACAGAAGCAGCUAAACCUGUAGUCUUUUCCAGGUCCCUGCACUCACAACAUAUUUAAAAGAUUAAAGUACUGUUAGCACUGGUUUCGUUUUUAAAUUUUUGUAUGCACUUAUAAAAUCCUCAUUUUUUCUCUCUGUUUUAUCAAAUAUAAUUGGUCUGCAUCUUCCAGUUUCCUGCAGCCUUUUGUUAAACAGCAAUCAGAGUGAUAAAGUGAAGUAGUAUUUAUUAUUUUUAAAGGCCACUGUCUCACAAAUGCAUUCAGAAAAAAAAGAUUUGUCACAUUGUAGGAUUAGCCAUCACUCUGGUGGAAUAACAUGCAGAAUUUCAGCAGUCCAAAGUCUGCACUUGUUUUUCUGCCAACCUGGAGCCUGGAUUAAGACAGGUUUUCAGACUGAACCGUUUCCAAUGACCUGUUCUGGUCAACUGCUGAGUGGAGAUAAGGGUCAUGGUGGAGGCUGAUGAAAUGGAUGGAGAGUGAAGGUCUGAGCCAAUAUCCACAGGAAAUGCAGCACACUGACCUGGAUUGCUCUUUGGGUCCUGCAGCUGUCUCAAGCACUCGGGGAAAAAGCCACCUUUUUCCAAAGAGGCCGUUUGUGUCAGUGUUUCUUUGAGCCAAACUGUCUGACAUUUCUCCUGAACACGACAAAGUAAAGUGCAGAGCUGCAGCAUCCAGGAGCACUUGCUCUCUCUUGUCAAAUCUCUCAGUUUUCUGGGGUAAAUAGGAGGGGAAGCUGUGAAAUUAAUGGUGCCCACUGUUCUCCAAAGCCACACUUUCGCUGCUGCUCGAAAUGUCAGCUCUCUUUAGAGUCCAAACGCCACUCUGGAUGGCUUUUAACUUGAAAACCAACAUGGCUCUCCCUCCUCACUCACUCCAGAGGUGGACAGGCUGAAGUGGGCCUGAUGUUCCUGAAUAAUGUGCCCAGCAAGAUGCUCCAAAGACGGUUUGCCACAUUUAUUUCAGCUACAAUGGCUGCAGGACUGAGACGCUGUCUUCUGCAACUCCCUGCAAUUUAGAUUUCUAUCAGCCACAUCUUGCUGGCCGUCAGACGACCAUAAAAGUGACAUCCUGUGCACAUUUCUGCCAUUAACAGCUCCACAUGAUUGCCUUUAAUGAUAGUAGUCCUUUUUUUCUGGGUCUGUAAAUGUGUGAAGCAUGGCUCGGUUACAGUUGGUGCACAGUGAACAUGUCUCGCCUCAUUCUGCUGCUCUCUCAAUGAAUAUCUCCCGCAGCUGUUUGCAUCAUUUUUUUAUCACACGUCAGUCAUUCUUGAAUCAUAAUCUGGUGCUCUUGAUACUCUGAGAAGAGGCUAACAUGGGAAAAACGUUAGGGCUCCUCAUCAGCAGACAGGCAGCUCUCGGGGGAGCUGUGAAUAAAUAUUUUGACUCUCCCUUAAGUAAGAUUGUGUGUUUAAGAGUGUGUAUGCAGUCAUCGCCCUCGCCUGUCAUCACUGACGCUGUAAUUUUGCCUGAGCACCUCUCACAUGUUUCAGAGACAAAUCCUGAUGAGAGUGGGACAGGUGUCUGCAGAGUGAUUCAGGCUGUUUAUUCAUCACUGCUUAAUUCUGGUGAUUGGGUCCUUUCACUCAAGCGUGCUCUUAAAGUCCAGAUGUUUCAGGAGUCACAGAUUCAACACACAGGUACAGAAAGGAAGGAGUGUGACAGCUGUGACUGUAUCUGAGUAAAACAGCACAAAAACCUGAAUCUGUGGUCUGGAGUGAAUGGAGGUGCUGUCAAGGUGGUCUCUCCUCUAUGAGUCAUAAACUGCCCCCAACUCAAUAGACCCAGCUGGGAGGCCUAGCUUUGUAAUACUACCACACAAAGCCCCUGAAACAGAUCACUUAACCAACACUCAUUCAAAAGCACCGUCCCUCCCCUCUCUUUUGUCUCUGCUGUGUCUCAUCUUCUUGUUUGUCCUCCUCUUUCUUCCUGCAGGUCCAGAAUGCUCCAGGAACUUCACCUCCAACAGUGGCGUCAUAAAGUCACCAGGUUUCCCGGAAAAGUACCCCAACAACCUGGACUGCACGUUCAUGAUCUUUGCUCCCAAGAUGUCUGAGAUCAUUCUGGAGUUUGAGAGCUUCGAGCUGGAGCCAGACCCGACUCCCCCUACUGGUGUUUUCUGCCGCUACGACAGACUGGAGAUCUGGGAUGGCUUUCCUGGAGGUGAGCUGGUUAAAACUUGUCUAUGAGUGACUCAUUGUACAACUCCAAAUCCAAAUAAGUUCAGACACUGUAUCAAAUGUUAAAACUGAAAAAUGUUCUGUUUAAUGAAAAAUAUCUUUAUAAAUUAAACACCAGCAAUAGUUUUGUAAAAAGCAGUUAAAGUAACAACCAAACUAGUAAAUUUAACAGUUUCAGAAUAAUGUUCCUGAGUGUGACAGAAUGAGUGGAUUUCAUCAUCUACAGUUCAUGAUAUCAUUGAAAGAUUCAGAGAAUCUAGAGAAAUCUCUGUACUAAAGGGACAAGGACCAAAACCAAGACUGGAUAGUCCUGAUCCUCAGACCCUCAGGCAGCACUGCUUUAAAAACAGACAGGACUCUGGAAAUCACUGCAUGAGCUUAAAAUCACUUAAAAAGUGAUUGUCUGUAAACACAGCUCAUCACUGCAUCCACAGAUGAGGUUAAAACUGAACUAUACAAAGAGGGUUCGCUGCUGUAUUUUCUCCUAAAAGAGUGAAGAUUUUUAGACUAAAUGAUGACAUUAUCCAGGUCAGUGGGCUAACUGCUCUGACCAGACUUGGCCGAGGCUCCAGAGUCGGCAUGAGUAUAAGUCUUUGUCACCGCUGAACGCCACGCAUUUCCUGAGUCUGAGAGCCGCCUUUCCUUUGUCAGUCACAGGCUGCAUUGUGGAGGGGGGUUGUUGGUGUCUGUUCGUAUGAGAAUCUGAGGUCUAGACUAAGCACACUGACAGACUCAGGGAAAUUAUUGUUUAAGGAAGUCACUUUGAACGCUUUGUUUCCCUCAAAGCUGAAAAGAGUUUGUUAAAUCUGACCUGAACAUGCUUGGCCCUGAUAAGACUCCACACUUCAGUGACCCUGGACUGAGAAAAGGCUGCAGCUUUGGCUCAGCUUUGACACAUAAUCAAAUAUUCCUCAAAAAUCCUUUUCAAACCCAGCAGGUGAGAAACAGAGCGAAAAAGGGCAAGCCGUCCUCAAAGUAGAGCCUCCGAAUCCUGAUACGAGGCUUUGAACUCAGUGGACAAAACCAGCUCUUGAAGUUUCCACUUCUUCUCCUGGCUAUCCCGACAGGAGGUGAAGACCAGAUGAAAGCUUUCUCACCCAUCAGGGGCUGAAUUGAAAGAGUUUUAUCGGCCUGGAAGGCAUCAGUAUUUUUGUCUGUAACUAAGCCAAUGAUGAGGGUGAAAUGUAAAGCUCUGCGCCUUUUCAUGUACUUUUACUUAAAGAGAAUCCUCAUUCUAAGCUCACCUCUCCACGGAGUUUACCUUUGAGUCCUCAAAGUAUUUCCAUAACUCAUUUGCGUCUUCUCCCCUCGAGGUGGGACAUGUUUAAUUUUCAAGAUUAGUGUUGAUUAAGGAGGCUUGCAAAAGCUUUGAGAAUAUGUCACAUUAUUAUCACCUUUUAAUACAUAAAUUACCUCAGGGGUCUGCUGAAAGAAACUUUUCCUGUGCUGCUUCCCACUCAUAAAAAUUCAGGGAUUUCUCGCCCUCACAGUGUAAUGCAGUGUUGAUUCUUUGAUAGCACAAAAAGAAUUGUAAUACAACACAGAAAUGUCUUUUUUUUCCAUGGGGCAGGAGCUGGACUGACACAGCCUCCCACUCUUCGAGUGUUGUUGUAGGUGACAGACACUCUCCUGUAUAAAGUAUCCAUGGGAGGAGAAUAGUCUGUUGUCUUUUGCAGGCGUCUCCCGCGGUGCCUGCUGGAUCGAUAGUGCAUUAGCACAAAAGGCUGCAGGCAUGUAGCUGCUGGGAGGUGUGCAGGGUGGAGGACAUGUCUGGGCGAAUACAGGCCUCUGUGAAGUGCCGGGGGAGUUACACCUCUCAAAGCACACCUCACUGGACACAACAGAAGAACCUCCAUUCCCUGUUUCUGCUUCCCAGAGGAGUGGAGGAAGGCAGGACUUCAUAGUGAUGUUCUUUAAAAUUUCAUUGAGCCGGGGAGUCAUGCAGAUAAUCCAGGAGAUGGCCUUUUUUUGUCCAGGGUUUAAAAGCACACAUAUAUUCCCACGCACAAACACCAGGCUCAGGGGUUAUGAAGAUUGAUCUGAGCCAUCGCUCUCCUGCCCUGUAAGUCCCCGCGGUCUGGCCUUUGCCUUUCAUGUCGGCCCUGGACUGUAAGAGGCAUGUUUUGGAUGACAGGAGGCCAGGACUGUCACUCAGUGCUGAUCACAGCAUUACUAAUCAGGGAUAAGCUGCAGGUCUCUACGCACCAGCAGAAACACACACUCAAAACUGUGCAUGGAUCAGAGCGCACACAGAGGCCAAGGUCACUGUGCUCUGUUGUCUCUGCAUGAUAUUUGCUCCCUGUUUCCACCCCUCUGACUCCCCCUCCCACAUGCACCUCUCUGUCUUUUAUUGCUCUCUGUCUUUCACAGCUUCCUUAUUGUCUCUGCACAGUCUUUACUCGUCUGUCCUCCUUCGCAAACUCACUCAGCCCUGACUGUGUCCACCUCAAUUAAAAAAUACGGGAAGACAGUGGUCUGAGGAAUUUACAGCCAGCAAAUAGACACAGCCCAUGACCCUCCCACACCGCAGGUCCCUCUUCCGCUUUGCUCUUUUUGUGUCCAACAGGCAAACAGGCCAGGAAUGUUGAGAGUCUUUCCCAAGCCUUUUUAUAGAGUCAGGUUAAAGAAAUGCAUACCUCACUGACACACUAGUUCUCACACCUCCACAGGGGGACAGGGCAGUAAAACCGAUGUGUGACAUGACUCAGGCAAACAAACAAAUAUUAAGUUAACCCAAGUCUGACAUUAUUGUGCUUCUCUCUCUCCUUUGUUGCCUCCAGUGGGUCCAUACAUCGGGAGGUACUGUGGGCAGAACACCCCGGGCAGGAUCAUCUCCUACACGGGCAUCCUGGCCCUGAUUAUCAACACCGACAGCGCCAUCGCUAAGGAAGGAUUUUCUGCCAACUUCACUGUCAUUGAGAGGACUGUCCCAGAGGGUGAGCUAAUGUAACACAAUGGGGGGGAAUAAAAAAUACUAAAGGAGGAACUCAUGAUCUACUUUAUCAGUUUUAACAGAGUUAAUCCUAAACUGCAACAAAAGCUAUUUCAUGAACACACCCUUUAAGUUUGGCUCCUUUGUACAGUUUGCUCUUGAGUCUUGAGUCUAACUAUGGAAAUAAGCUGUCGGCAUCUCCACUGUCUACUGUGCAGGGCUGCACCCUCAUCUUCAUCAAGCUCAAAUGUAUUUAAGCAUAGUAUUAGUUGGUUUAGUGUGAAGUUGAUUCAUAACAGAUGGUUUGCAGAUUUCACUUUUUUAAGCUCCCUGGAUUGAAUUUGCCAAAAAAAAAACAGCUUAUUCAAAUAAAGAAAAAAAAUGGUGACAGGUCCACACAGUUUCCACACAUGUGGAAAAAUAUGCCUGCUUGUGUUAAGUUUGUCCUUUGGACAGCCCUACCCUAAUUGAACUCUUGUAUUUAAAUAUGAAAUUAUGUCAAAAUAAUGUAAACAGACUUAAUGUACAGAUAUGAUAUUGGCGGGUCAGCUUGAGUGGGAAUUAUGGUCGUGAUUCCUAAAUUCGAAAAUGGCACCCAUUGCAAAUGCAGAAAACAGCAACCCUCAAAGGAUUAACACCAACUGCACAAAGCUGGUGUUGCUGGUGUUUGAGGGUACAGCAGUAACCCUCUCCAAAUGCAUAAAUUUGUUGGACGUAGGAGCCGUUCAAUCUUGCAGUGAAGCCCCUGAAAUGACAAAGCCUACCGCAGCAAAAAUAAUCCUGAACUGUCCCGUACAACAAGCUUUAUCAACAAGUGUAAGAUCAGCCCAAGUUUUAGAGGGAAAUAAGGUGUCUGCCUCUUCAAAACAGCCAGUUGAGGGUUCAGUAGAAUAUUAGCCUGAUAGCUAAACAUUAUAUCUCUGCAGAAUUAACUCAGUAAUCAAAUUCAAGGCACAGAAAUUUGGCCUCAAUGAGCUUAAAGUGUUGGUGGAAAAAGCACACAAUAACGUGACGCCAGGAGUGAUAUUAUAAAAAGUCAGGAGCAGAUGUUGUCCAAACACACGGUCUCAUUUCCACCUAUUCCCACACGUUUAACACAGUUUAGGAGUUAUUAAAUAAACACCUCCUGCUCCUUCAUUUGGUGGAUUUGUUACGGGGUGAAACUCGGCCUGCCCUCCUGUGGUUUACGAGACUUUAACACGCCGCAGAGCCGAGCUGCAAAAGGCAGUAACCACCCAGGACACACACUCACACACACACCCUGAGGGCUUUCACAUGCAGCAUCGUUGUCACAGGGCCCGACCCUCUGACCCCGUUCUGCAAUACGCUCUGACUAAACAUUUCAUUAAGGAAGACGAGCGCUGCUAGGAGUCAUAAAUCUGUCCAGAGGCCAGACCACCCCAAACCCGCACAGUCAGACAGUGAACAGAAAGGCAGAUGGAUGACAUUCAACAAAUCUACUAAUCAUCUUCAGAAAAGGGUUUGUGCUGCCCACAGGGGAGACAGACACUCAGCAGAUCCACAGAAAAACUCACAACAAUCAGAGCGAGCAGUAAUGAGUGUGGCGAGCACUGCUGAUGUCAUUUCCUUUUUUUAAAGCGGCUUUAAUCACACGACUCAGAUCAGAUUGCUCAAACAAACUCUUCACAUUCGCCACAUUAAGAGGCAUGCUGAAAUAUCUGACCUAUGAUGAGUAAAUACCUUCAUUAGCAUGAGUUACUGUGUCUUACAUCACCAACAAAGUCGUAUCUGAGAUGGAGAAAAAUCCCGAAACUUUGUCUGAGCUGCUCCAGACCUGUACCACUUAAAUCAUUCAUAAUCCCCUUAUGCAUAAUACACGCUGGAUUUUCUCGCCUCGCCAAGAGGAAGGGAACAUCCUGCUGAAAGCUGCUGAUGAGAGGUGAUAAGGUGAUGAAAGGAGGCUUUGUGUUUUGUUCUCCCUCUGUUUCUCCUGCUCUAAUUCUCUCCAAUAACUCUCCUCAGCCGUCAAGCCGACCCUCGCUAUCUUCUCGGCUAUCAGCCUGUCUUUGGUCGCUAACCCACAUCCUCAGAUAGCGUCCCGAGCAGCCGACACACACCUUUUUAACUUUUUGUUGAUCAGGAUCUUGUAAUCUAGAUAUACUGAGAACAAAAGUUUGACAAGAACGGGCAUCCAUCUCAACAUGAGAGGAGAGGUGUGAGACGGUUUCCUUAGCCCCACACUGAGAGUAUGACGCAUUCAGACGUACAGCAGCUCUGUGAGACACACACACACACACACACACACACACACACACACACACACACACACACACACACACACACACACACACACACACACACACACACACACACACACACAAAGAUACGACCACACACAAACAUACAAACACACUGACCCAGAGACUGAGGUGUGUUGGCAGGGUGGCAGAUGGAGGGACCAUCUGUGUUAGCUGGUAGGCAGCAGACUCUAAACACGUCCACACUGGCCUCACAUUGGGCCCCAUGAGAGAGUCCAUGUAUUUUGGGGCAUAUGUUUAAAGGAGACGCAUUACAGUGAUUUUUACCCAUCAUUCUGUCAGUCUGGGACACCUGUAGAGCAGCUUAGCAGGAUGAACAACCAUCAAACUCCUUGUUUAUCUCAUACUGGUGUCUGUGAAAACCCUGAUUCUGGCCUGAAACAUUUCCUUUAGCUGAAGACAGAUGAGUUCUCAGUCAUCAUGAGCACAUAGACUGUUUUCACAAUGUGGUCAUAUGAUUGCAGAUUUUCUUAAAGACACACAGGAAAGACUUUUCUGUCUAUGAUGGGGUUGUAUGUGUCUAAAUGAAGCCUCAGUUGACCCCCCUUUUGGGUCCUUAGGUCUAACAUCAUGGGUCCUGUCAUGUUGAUUUUUUAUGUAGGCAGAAGUUUCAGUGAUUUAAAGACAAAAAGUCAAAGUUUGACUUUUCAGACCUCUUUACAUGACCCGAACUCUGACCAAAAGGUCGUAUCAUUUGUUCUGGACGCUGUUUUGGCUUCGUCCUCAGUGGUGUCACUGCGUCUGACCUUUAGGGGUCACAGGGACUGGCCCCAUCCUGACCUAGCUGAGUAUUUUACCACAGAGCUGAGGACGCCCCGAAACAGUCGCCCCAUGUCAACACAAACAAGGAGCAGCUUCUGCCAUGGGUGGUUUGGUCAUUAAGUGUGAUAUAUGGUCCUAAAAUACAGAUACUAACCACACCUAAAGUCCCCCUGGAGACCAAACACGGAGAAAAAAAAACUGUGUAAAAAAGAUAAACUGCCCGGAGGGAGAGGAGGACAUGAAUCCAGCUGGAGGAAGAAAGAAGUGCAGGAGAGUCACUUUAACACCUAAUACUGGAGUAAACUUAGCCCACAUUGAAUGUUUUAUGAGGACAUUUUUACAUCUUAAUGGGAACACUUCCACCCUCCUUCCAUUAAGAAACUAAAGAGAAAGAAACAGAAAGGGUUUACUGAAGCGUCGCUGAUGUGCCGUUACUUUCCACACUGCAGCUCUGAGUGCCUGUCGUGUGCAGUCCCCUUCCCUAGAGAUCAGCUCUGCUUCUGGGGGGACAGGCCAGCAUGUUGAGGGGCGUUCAAAGCUCCGAGCUGAAUGUCUUUUUUCCUCUUUCUCUUUCUUAUCCUCACUUCUUACCUGUCCUCUCCCUUCCCUCCCAGACUUUGACUGCAGUGACCCUUUGGGGAUGGAGUCAGGAGAGAUAACAGCCGACCAAAUCAUGGCUUCGUCCCACUACAACCCCAGCUGGUCCCAGGAGCGCUCCAGACUCAACUAUUAUGAAAACGCCUGGACGCCGGCCGAGGACUCCAACAAGGAGUGGAUACAGGUAUGACCCUGCUGCUUGUGACACAGAGAGGGGAAACAAAUCCAACAAAGUCGGUUUAGGGGCCACAUUCAAGAAGCUAAAUCAGACUUAGAGAAUAAAGUUAUAAAUAUCAUAAACAUUAACUUAUCAUAUUUCAUAUUUUACUUUUAUCUUAUACAUCAACAACUUUAUUGCUGUAACACUUAUGUCUUUGCUGUUAAAGUACUCCUAAUAAAAAUGAAUGUAAUAUAAUACAUUCAAAAUGUAAUAUAAUAUAAUACAAUAAUAUUCUGUAAAAUGUGUAUUUCUGCCUUUUUUAUGAAAUACAAAGCUGUGUUUUAACUUUUUUUCUCAUAAAAAGAAACUUUUAUUUUGACCAAAAAGGUUAACAACAGCCCAAAAUUAUAACAGUUUCUCAUGACUUAAUGACUUUAGUCCUAAUUUCAGCUUCAUUCUGACCCUGAGCCUAAAAUGAUCACUUUUCCAUUUUUUCUUGUACAGUUCAGAACUUAACUACAUCUUUUUUUCCUCCAAAUGCCACAACUUCAUAUGACCAUUUCUUUCUUGUUUUUUUCUUGACUUAUUUUUUUGCAUAUUUUUGACUUACUUAAUUUGACUCUACUCUGACUUUUUCUGAUUAUAAAUUUUUUAUAUUUAUGUAUGACACUAUUACAAACUUAUUUUAUUUGGACUUUAUUCUUAUUAUAUUACAACUUUACGAAAAACUUGUUCCUCAUAAUCAUACAGAUAAAUUAGGGGAUAAUACAAAUUCAUUUUCAUGUGAUUUUUUUGUUUUAUUUAUGACUAUGUUUGUCAAAUCCAGAUAUUUUUCUUCCUUACAGUGGCUUUAACACUCUGUCAUAUGCACAGAUCAUCUUAAACCUAUAAACCAGGGUGGUAUGAACAGGUUAUCUUCUGCCUGUUGUUUGUUUUUUGGAGAUGAGUCACAGUCAGAGGGUGUUAGUUUGUUUGCUGUGUUCGAAGCCUCUCCUGUUGGCUCAGGCUCAGUUGGACUGUCUGUAUCUGUCCUUCAGUCUCUGGAGCUCCAGUGUCCCUACAAGACCAAACAAUUUAGAUUUUAAACGUCCACCGUCCUGAUAGACCUGCUGGGUGGUCUCGUCCACGCCUCACCAAAACCAUCCCUGCCUUCCUGUCCUACCUGAUAACUUUCCCUUUGCUUGAUAACAGUAGCUGCCUUCAGGGAUGCUGGGCUUUAGUCCAGGCAUUCUGCCUCGCCUCUCUCUCUCUCAUACACACACACUCACACUGGAACACACACACUCACACUGGGACACACACACACAGGCUUUGUCAUAUUUUUCUUUCUGUCAGCUUAUCUGCACGAAGUGAUCAUAGCCCACAGGGGGAACUUUAUGUGAAAAGAUUAAGCAUUUAGUUCCUAGAUGGGGAUAAGUCACAUAUCCUCAGUCCACUCACAAACCUCCCUCAGUGCCAGCACCACAGCAGCUCCACCAGCUGCAUUUGGAGCAUGUUUGAUUUAUUAACUGAAAGCCUCACGGUCUUGUAAAUGCCUCUGCUGUUUUUCUUUUUCUAUGUUUUUUCUUUUGCUUCAUUGCUGAGAAGUUUGGCCUGCAUAUACUCCUCAGGGGAUGAAUAAUCGUGUUGACCCAUAGCCAAAUAUUUGCUCAGAGAGGGCUAUAAGUGAGCUUUUCCCUUUAUAAUGUAAUGAAAAUAUGAUCCUUAGGGACACUGUUGCUCCUUCAGACUAAUUUAAUCAGAGUGUGGUUUGAGAACGAUCUGCAAUGACUGUGAGUGUUGAGCUGUGUCGUCCUGACUUUAGGGGUUAGAGGCAGGCUGAGGAGGUCCUAACUGUCCUGCUGUUGUAAUGUUGCCCCCAGCUUGUGACUCUGAGCUUCAUGAAGGUCUUUCUGGAUGAAGAGCUUCUGGUUUCAGGUUGUAGGUUGAGACUUCAAUGCAGCUCAUACCGAUCUUUGUGUUCAAAAAGAGUCCUCUGUGAAGGGGUGAUCACUAACAGCUACCAUGUUGUCUUGAAAACAUCCAAACUUCUUACUAUGUUCUGGAGCCUUCGUCUCUGAGGGGAGAAAACAGCUGAAAGUGUCCUUAAAAAAGACUUUACAUGACCUGUAAAGUCCAGAUCAGGGUCACAGGUCCUCCUAAAAGUGGUGUAGUAAUGACACACUACAGCACAAACAUAUAACCUCUAAAAACAGUACUUUCCUGACAUUCUCUCAGCUCUGCAUGGACUCCCCAGGAUGAAGCAGUCAUUACUCAUCCCUUUACAUGUGUGUCUUUUGUCAGCGGAAAUUACAAGUGAUCACAAUGAUUUGUUGCCACUUGAGAGUGCGCCUGCCUCAGUAUUGAUCAUAUUGAAGAUUUGAUUUAGCAGUAUAAUUUGGAUGUGCUCUAAUGGCUUUGCUGUUUUCCCAAUACUAAUCAGAUCCAAACAUUGAAUGGUGCUCCUCUGAUUUGUAAUUUCAAACCAGCUGAAGGGGCGAAGUCUGCGGCUGCCUCAUAAUUUAUGUUUUCUGAGGAGUGCGAUGCUCUUGUGCCGAGCACUCUGAGCAGAAGGCCAAUUAUCACAAGUGGUAUUAAAGAGGAGAAUUCUUCAUUUCUCUUUCAUUAAGCUUGUCCAUGCUGCAGCAACAAGCUCGGGCCCCCUCGCGGCACGUACAAAUCAUCUCAGUGUGCCGUCAGAUGCAUAGUAAUCAAUUCAUUAUAUAUUUCAUUUCUGCAGUUGGAGGCAGACGGUUUUAUUAUUCAUGACAGCCGGCCUUUUGAUUCCUGGGUUUUUUUCCUUUGCUCUGCUUUCCUUCGUUUUUUUGCAAAACAUAAUCCAGAUUUGUCAUCCAUUUUAAUUCGGCCUGGUUCUGAUGUAUGCAGAGGGAGGAGGGCAAGAUGCUGGGCUGUGUGUUCUUCUCUGGGUAAUUAGAUUGGUGUGGUGUGGUUCAGCGUUGAGUGCAGGGUUAGCCAGGCCAUUAAUCAGCCCUUUGGUGCACACAGAGAUGGACAGAUGUCCUCUGAGGGGGUUUUGGCAUGAUGAGAGAAGAAAGAAAGUGGCAAUAAUCCUUCAAAACAGGCUUUCAUUUCAUUUUUUACAUAUCCUGUCCAAGUCUUUAUUCUCCUCUCUUCUUCUCAUUUUCCUCUUGAAGCUCAGAUCUUCAGAUCUACAUCAAGGUAGAUGGAGAUUUCUUCAUAUCAUCAGCUUGUAUGAGUCCUUAAAACAGCAGGGGUCUCUGCAGAGGGUUGCAGAAAAGAUGAAUAAGGAUAGCCAUUGCAUGAGACUCUGAACAGUUUAGAGGAUUGAGCUUUGGCUUUUGCUGCUGCUGCUCUCUCUGCCUUGGCAUUUCAUAUAUGCUCAUGAUACAGAGAGGUGCUCUCCCAGCCUUUGGCUGUUGCGGUCCUUAUGUGUAUGUGAUGAGGCAGGGAGCUCUCAGAACAGCGUACCACCAGCAAAUAUAUCAGCGCAGACAGAAGUGAUCCUGAAUGAACCGAGGUUAGCUGCAUUUAAAAGUUGCAAAGGCAUGACAAUAAUAUUCACAUACUGAGUAAGAAAACAUUGACUAUAAACAAUGAGUUGAAUGAUUUCCUAAUUUAUCCCAAUAUAUGAAGGUGUGUGCUCAUCCUACUAUAUGAUUUUCAAUUAAUUGUCCAGCCCUCAGAAAGAGUAAUGAGAAAAUCUAACAAAAGCAGAACUGGGAAAUGAAGAAGUUGACUCAAAAUCUAACAUUUUUGUUCAAAUCUGUUUAAAUCUGGCUGUGGUAGUUUUACCACAGUAUCUCAGUAAAGCUGUAACAGUGAGCCUGGACUUCUGCUGGCUGCUACCAUUGAUCACAGAUACACACAACAUGAAUAAUUUACUUAGUCUUGGAUGGAACCCAACUGUCAAUACCUGAAAGCCUCUUUAUUGAGUAUCAUAAUGGGAAUAUACAGUACAUGUUAUUCUAUACACUCCUUUUUUAUCCUUAUGGGCCGGAGUGGAUUUGGCUCUUCAUAUCUAUAAUUCAGCAUUAUUGGCUCCUGCUGUUAUCUUCAAUCUUCUUGCCAGGAAACAUUAUCUCUGAUUACUUCAUUGGUAUUUAUGUAUUUAUCAGCCUCUAUAUGAGUCUGAUUAGCUAAACUGUCUAAUCACACAGAGGGAUAGAUGGUCCCUUUACUCUCAUCAUGACAGAAAUGCUUUAAUCAAGCCUGUCUGAUGGAUAUGGGCUCUAAACAUGAGGAUCACAUCAGUGUUUGUUUACACGGUAUUUUUCUUUAUCUCCACUUUCUGAUGCUAAUCUCAGGGCCAAGUCUGUUAUUUGCUGAGGAACUUGUCACGGGUUUCCAUGGAAGUUAAAACCUUGUCAAUCCAAAGCAAACAGCACUGUGAAACACGGAGCACUUAGCAAAGAUAACAGGUUGGGUUUUACCCACCAAAAGACCAGUAAUUGCACACUUCCUCGAUGUAAACACUGUUCUGGCCACCGCACUGUUUAUCUUCUCUGCAGCCUGGAGAGCAGAGACCAACACUAAUGCUAAACAAGCACACUCCGCUGUAUCCUGUUUCCCUUUUCAUCCAAAUGUGCUUUCAAUUAGCUCAGGUCAGCAGGGUGUAGAAAUGCCCCCUUCAUCGCUAUUGUCUCUCUCCUCACUCCUGUCCCUGUUCCAGGGCGUGCCGCUGUGCAGAGCGUUGAGUAAUUAAAAUACGGACCGGUAAUUAACAGCAGCUUCUCAGUUUAUGAAGUCUAGUGGAAAGCAGAAAGGAGCGUAGGCUGGCAUGUGGCCGCCAGUGAGAUCAUCACCAUGUCAUACAAAUGGAGACAAUGGACGCCGCCUGAGCCUCGCUGCUCCAAGCCUGCGUGUAAAUUGGAAAAUCAAUGAGAGGAUAGAGACCUGCACUCCUGUGAAGUCACCUUAAAGUGGGACUAAAAUCAAACGUGAAGUGAGGAGUGAUGCAACGACAUGAAACAGGGUUGCAUAAGAACCCAGAGACAAAAACUCAGCCCAGGACUAAUCAGAGUCAUUUUCAGAGGCUGAGCCCAGCACAGGAAGCAUUCUGAGAGAGAGUCACCACAGGGUCAUCACAGCUGUGCAUCUUCAGACUGGAUCAUCAAGCUGCUUCCAGACAUGACAAACCUUCAAGUCAGCCUCCUGAUCACCGUCUCAGUUUUAUAAUAGUUACUCACAGCCUGACAGAGGGUUAGUCAUGUGUGCUGCAAGUUUGGGAAUGACCCUGGAGUCAGUGUCUGAGGAUGACUCAGGAGGAAGAGGAAACUACAAACAUGAUUGUUAAAUACUUCCUCGAACAGCUGAAGCAUCCAGUCAUGCAACUCAACAAACCCUAACGCAAGCACAAAACACAUCAGACAUCUUUUUAUUCUGCUUAAACCAGUACGUCCUCCCUCAGCCAGGAAACAGAUGAUGGCCACAUGGGGAACCAUGCAUAAUUUAAUAUUGCCAAAAAGGUGUCGGAGGCUAAAAAUAAACUCUGUCAGGUGAAUAUUGUGAUGAAUGGAAGGUCGUGAGUGGAGCUCACAGGUCCUGCAGCAUUUCAGUGAUGCAGUUUUCACCAAAGGAGAAUUAAUUACACUUUCAGGUAAUGGAGCUUUUCCAGCAACACUUCAGUUUCCAGGAGACUGCAGGGGAAACUGGAGGACAGAUAACUGAGAGCUGGUGAAGAAAUCAGUCUCUAAAAACAGAUAUCUGAAUGUGUAUACAGGCACAGAGUUUGGAGAGAUUUUAGUUUAUUUUGAAAGUAGUGCUGGCUAAGAGUUAUGAACAGGCUUUGGUUGGAUGCAGGACAAAUGUCCUAAAGGAGCAAAAUAGGAAGAACAUAUUUGCUAAAAUGUAGUUUGGCUCACAGAUUGCGGAGCUGGCUCUAAGUUCAAAUUCAGCCUUGGCUGUUUGAUGGAGGGACUCCUGCCUGUUCUGCAGAGCCAAUAUGAGCUACACCUAGGUCUAGCUAAGUAGAAGCCUGUAGUUUGAUCAGGUGUUUAAUUCAUCUCUUUAAAAUAAGCAGAGCUCAACAUUGCCAUUCAAUUUAAAACCUGUUCAAGUCUGAUGGUCCGAAUCAUGAAGAUCUACAAAGACUCUAUGAUCAUGCUCAAGUUGUUAAUGAUCUAUCUUACUAUUUCACAACAGGGUUUAGAUCCCUCCUCUUCCUCAGGUAAACUACUUCUGCUUUGAUGCCUACAGAAAUGAGAAUUCAGGCUCUUUCUACUAAUCCAGAUUGUUCGGCUCAGCAAAGAUGUUACUGUCCAGGAACUAUCAAACCUAAAUUUAUUAAAAAUAUCAUCCCUGGACCAGAAAUAGAUGAUCUCUAUGGUACAAGAGCUGGAUUAUUCAUGACCAACACAUCACUGUAAGAUCUCUACCUCAGUGUAGAUACUGUCUGCUGCCACAGUGCAGUGAAUCUGAAUUUGACUUAAGUUCAAGAUUUUUAAAGUAACAUCCUAAUUAAAAAUGUACAAAAAAGUAAGUGAUCUGCCCACAUACCUGGUGGAUGUUUACGGCCCUAAGCUUGUGCAUAAUCAAGAAUAUAUACUGCCAUGCUCACGACACAGCAGGAGGCUAUGAAAAGGCCUCUUUUGCAGCAUGAUCACGAGACAGCAGCCAGGCACUACAGUCUUUUUAUGGGCAGAAAUUCAACAGGAGCCAAAACCAGCAACCUCAGACACUAACGACUAACUAACACUAACUACAAGAGAAUUAAAGAUGUUCAUGCAACACGUUAAUGUGGUCGUAUGGUUCUGUUCUGAGAGCUUCCUGCCCUUGAGCAGAGCAUACAUCCCCUCUGUUUUAUGUGCAUACGUGAAAAGCCAAUUGGAGGUGUAGAAAGCAAUCAACUUGGUCUUUAGCUGAUAUGGACGGGUAGUAAGAUCAGCUGAUGCACUGUGGGCAGAGCUUGGAUUCAAGGCCUGCCUGAUCAAUCUAACAAUCUAUGUUCAGUAUUAUUACUUAAACAAACCAUAACAGUAAAUGUCUACUUUCAGAACGGUGGUCUAAAUCUUUGAAUCUGUUCGAUGGGGAACAGUAGUUUAAGGCUGUCUUCCUGAGUCUGUACCACCCUCUGAGACCUAUAAAGAGUUCUCAUACUUUGUUUCCAGGACCUGGAUCUGUGUGCAGAUUUAGCUGCUGCUCUCUGACUUUUGAACACAGAGCAGCACUCCCUCCUUUGUCACCCUUGGCAUUUCUCAUGUUGUUGUUUUUUUGGUGAGGGAAAACGAAUAAACCCACUCUCCAGAGGCCUCAGCUAUUCACUCCGCAGCCCACAUAUCCACAAACACAAACACACACACACACAUAUAUAUAUAUGGGAAGCUAUUUUUCCCCCUUCUGUCAGAGGAAGCAGAGAAAUGGAUUUAAAGAAAGUAUUUGGUAAAGUUCUCCCAGAGUACGAAUUGCUGCAUACAACUUCUUGGCAACUCAAUUAUAAGCCAAUCAAGCAGUGAGAGAUAAAGCUUUUGAGCCUCUGCUGUUUCUUCAGCCCUCCCUCUUCCUCCUCCUUCUCCUCCUCAUCCCUUAGUCUUAAAAACCAUGUCUCCUCCUCCUCUCACCCGCACAACAAUGAACAGCCUCGAACACAUAUCAUGUGGCCGUGCUGCACACUGGAGUCAUAGCGCCGAGACAAUACGCAGAGUAUCGGGUAGGGCCAAUGAUCACGCCCGCAGCUGCCACCGCAGUUCAAGGAUAAUUGGAAAAUUAUCUCUUCAAACUUGUACAAACAGCCAUAAAUACAUAAAUUCACUGUCUGCCUGUCAUUUAUUCCCACAGUAUCACACACGCCUCAUUCAGAUUCCUGAUGUGGAUUUGGGUUGUUGAUCUAAUUGCAUGCACACCAGGCUUUAACUGGCUGAUGUUACAAGCCCGAGCACGACUAAUUCUUUUUCUGCCUCUCUGGUUUCAUUAGUCUGUGAGACGACUGGAGCCUGUAGGCUCACUGUUGUGAGGAAAAGAGGGGUUUGAGUCAUCAGUUUGCUUCACAACAGGAAGGUAGAGCACACCCAGAACAGUCAAACAUGAUUUGGAAGAGGAAAAAACUUCAGGGAGGCCAGGACACGGAGCACUCGGGAAGUUAUUGUGAAGGGGUUUGCAGGAACAAUUGCAAGGUAAAUCAUGAGAGCAAAUUUAACCCAGUCUGACCACACUGAUUGAACCUAACUUUAAGUCGUAGAUUAUUAUUAAUAACUUAAAGGAAGGCCAAGCAACAAGGGUGCAGCUUUCAGGUUUAUUUGGUGCCUUCAGAUCACUCUUUUUUAACCUGAAAGAUUGUAGCUCAACAAGAACCAAAUUUGAAUCUUUUUAUACACCCAGUCAUGCAGUUUCAGAAGCUCAGAAAUAGAGCCUGCCAUUAAAAUCAGCUUUUAAAAGUUUUAAGGUGGUUUAUUUUUCUGGUUCUCGGCCCUGCUCCCAAACAUUUCUGAAGUCUCUCACUGCCUAAAGUCUCCCCUGUCAGAAGAGGAUAACUGCUGAGAGGCAGGACAUGCUAUCAAAUGCAUGUCACAUGUUAACAAAAUGAUUGCUGGAGAAGCAAUGCCGAAAUGACCGUUUUUGCAUUUACUCCAUUGUUUCAUGCAUAUAGACAGAUGUGGAGACAUCUCAGCUGUUUUUGUCUUGAAAAUUGUCUGAAGAUUAUUUAUUUGCAUUUAAAUGCAAAUGUGAAAACAGCUGCAGACCUGCGUUUUUAAAAAUCUGCUUCAGCUAACAAAGCAAGCAAUGGUUUCAUUUACACAAUGAGCUCAAGUUUAAGCCUGACCUGAUUUAGAGACGCCUCUUACUCUCUGCAACAACCCUGAAACCCUGAAACAACGCAAUAUUGGUGUCCCAGUUUGUGAUCACACAUCCCAAUAUACAGUGUGCUCUUACAUACAGGGGUGGUUUAAUAGGCAUGCAAAAACUAGACAAUCAUUCAACUUAAUUAUACUGAAUAAAAUAAUCUCAGUCAGAUUAUGUUUUCAUCCCUGCAUUAAACAAAAGGCUAAAGUAAAGACAGUCACAUUGAUAACAGCCGACUAAAGACGAACAGAUCAGACUAGUCAAAGAUAAGGUGAAGCCAGGCUGGUCUGUCUCCUCCAUGUAAAGCUGUUUGAACAAUAAUGCACUAAAGCUCCGUACACACACACACACACACACACACACACACACACACACACACACACACACACACACACACACACACAUACAUAUAUAUAUAUAUAUACUGUAUAUAUCAGCCCACCAUCACUUUAUGGAAGAAUCCAGAGGAGUCUGGGUGAUUUCAUACUCAGCCUGUCAUCUUUACAUCCCUGAGCGUGUGUGUGUGUGUGUGUGUGUGUGUGUGUGUGUGUGUGUGUGUGUGUGUGUGUGUGUGUGUGUGUGUGUGUGUGUGUGUGUGUGUGUGUGUGUGUGUGUUGAUCCUGAUAUGAGUUACUGUGCCAGCCUGGUACAGUGUCUUUCCUCUGUACAUGGCUUCAGUCCAAACAGACUCAGACUUUAUUCUGAGAUCAGCAGAGUCUCCAAAUGCUGCACGUCCAUGCUGAUAGCAGAUUAUGAGUCAUCAUUCACACCUAUCAGCGCAGUGACUCCAUCAACCAUUAGACAUGAUUCAGCCUUUUACGGCUUGAUGACGAAGAGUUUAUCAUCUGAGAGAGAUUUAUUUAUCCAGGAUCCUCUCUGCUGUUUGUUGGUUUAUGUAUUUGGGUCAGUUGGUGCAGUCUGUGGCUCUGGGCUAAAAAGAGUCCCAGUAGGAAUCAUUAUCUGGGCCUGUUUGUUUUCACUGUGGUGUGGGAAGGACUUUGGGUUACAUCCAGGCAUCCUGGUCAACCCGGGAAACCUCGGUCUCUACCUCCAACAAGAAGCCAUUAAUAAAUCAUGUUCUGCUCAUUACCCAGGCUCUGUUAUCUCAUCUUCACUUGAGACCCUUCGUUUCUGUCCUUCACAUCCUCUGAGGCAUCACUGUCAGCAGCGUGCUCCCUCUCCUCUUCACUUCCUCUUCAUCUUUCCUCCUGCUUCCCUCCAUCAUUCUGUUUCAUCCAGUCAAAGUCAACCCUGAUGCCACUACUGGACCAAUGUUACAUUUAUUCCGUGUCAUUAAACUUGAGUUUUUGUGCCAAACCUUUCCAAAAUUCCAAUAAUUCUCUCUACCUCUUAGUUUUUUUUUACUUUAAAACUACUGAACCACAAACUAAUGAAAGUACGUUCAACUCUCUGCUCUUUAAAACUGGGCACCACACCCAUGGUGGCAGAGCACCCCUAAAGAAAUAGCUACCCCUUAAAUAAAAACUUUCAUUUACAAAAAAGAACUUUCCAGUCAGCAUGGCGUUUUGAUUAAAGCCGUAUAUCAGUCCAUUUGUCUUCAAACCGCCCGCUUUUCUCCACGCUCAGGUUCAGAGAUUGGGAGUCUGAGCGCUCAUGAGUGUUCCCAAUUAGCACCAGCACUCAUUUCAUUCCCAGAGGCUCCUCUUCUUCUUCUCCAUUACACCUAAUGAGAUCAUUCCACAGAAAACAUCCCAAGGCCAAGUCUCCCUAUUAGACCUUUUUUAGCCUUUUCAGUAAGCUGCAGAGCUAUUGGUGCAGAUUGGAUAGAGUGUGACUGGCCAUUUGAGCACAGACCACGAAGACCCAGCUCAGUUUUCUCAAGUGACUUUGCAUGAAGUACUUGUCAGUAGUUAAGCAUGUUACCCACAGGGAAACCCGGUCAGCUCUGCCUCUUUGUUUAGGAACCACGAGGGAAGCUAGACCAUGAGCCUCUGCAGACUGUAUCAGCUCCACCAUGUUAUGAAGAUCCUUUUGACAAACUCCAAUUAAGGACCGAGUUUAUUUGUCAGAAUACAUUUGAGGACAGUGGAGCCAUCUUUUUCUCUUGGAUUAUUAUUCUUGAGUUUAGUUCAAGCAGUCACAUUAGGCUCAGCCCAAAGUACAUCAUACAGGUCUAGACAAUGACCUUCUACCAGCAAGUGUCGUAUGAACUGUCAAGGAUCCUGCUCUGCUCCUGGGUCUUUGCUGAUGCUGUCCCUGCCAUGGCUUUUCAUCAGCCAGUCUUCAUUUGUGUAGUGGCAAUUCACAACAAAUGUAUCUCCAGACACAAUAAAAAAAGCUUGUCUAGACCACACUCUUCAUGGGAUUUAUAAAGACCAGUAUCUGGGAGGUGGGCUCUCCCCGGUCUCCAAGUACACAUGAUUGAAAGGCAGGGAGCUCUCAGAACAGAGCCGUACCACCAAACGUAUCUUUAAGAUGAUCUUUAUGAUGACAGUGGUCCUCACUGUAAGUACUGUAUUAUUGUUUUGUAUACACCAUCAGUGCCUAAAAGAGAACAAAACAACUUAUGGUCAAAUCCACUCACUUUGUAUGAGAGACUUCGGGGGAGAGACUCUGUUUCUAGAGAGUCUUUAGGAGCUGCUCAAUCCCACAAAGAAGUUCAGAGAAUUUUAAGACUGUCCGAGUCAAAUCCCUCCAAACAUGGAUAAUCUGUGAUGGUUUAUGGUUCAGUUUUAGAGAAACUGUUGUGUUGUGAUCAGACUAUGUCAGAUGGAGGCUGACAUCUUGUUUUGGUCAGAGGCUGGAUCAGUGAUUAGCUGACCCCGAGAAGUCCAAUGCAAAGGCACAGACAGCCUGCAUAGUUGAGUUUGUUAAAAUGAUCUAAAUGAUGCAGUAAAGCUGACCUCGUCUGCAGAAGGUGAUAGUCUAGUUCCUGUUCUGGUUCGGGCCCAGCUGACUGAGAUCCCCUGUGGGUAGUUCACUCAUGCAGUCGCACUGCAGAAAAAUGUGAACUUUCCCUUUAUUAGUUUCAUGCACAGUCGUCUCCACCUGCCAUCCAUCCACUGUGCUGUCCUGAUCACAUAUACAUCCAUUUCCCUAGAAAAAGGACUUCAGCUCCUGCCUUAUUAAAAAGGAACCAACUUGAACUGAAGGAUUGGAGUUUGUCUCUGUUUUUAAAGAAAGGGAAUGAGCCUCUAAACCGAUGGACAGGAACAAAGUAUCCUGUUCCAGUAUUUGACUUUUUGUUAACCUCCAUCCAUCCAAAUCCUCAGAGCUGCAAAGAGAGAGAGAAAGAGAAGAUGACAUGCAGCAUAAAGAAGUGUCAUUUAUUGCUCCCAUCUGUUUGUGUCUUUUCACUUGCAGAGGAGAAUUUGAGGAGCAGGAAUGACCGGCGUUUCAUGGCGUGCAGAUGUUCCUUUGCUGCUCUCUGCUAUGAGUCAUUAAACAUGUUGCAGAGCUGUAUGUGCGGCUGGCAGAGGAAGCUAGCUGGCACUGACUGUACGCUUUUAACAUACUGGAGGAGCUCUGUGGAGAUUUUUGGAAGCAGAUCACGCUGGCUUAGAUUUUCUAAAGUAUGUGCAUGCUCCUGCGUCUGUCUGCUCAGUCUCACAUGGAGGAUUUCACUGGUGUCGCUCUUUCUUACAAACCCUUGCACAUGCACAUACCCAUGAUCUCCUGCGCUGAUUCAGUAAUCUACUCAAGACUCUGGUCACCAUCCAUCAGAGCCGAGCCCAUCCCAUGUCAACAUCAAACGUCUCAUCUUGAUCUGCAAAUGCGUCCCACCAACGCCCCGGCUUCUUGCAACGCUCCUGUGCCUCAGUGGCGUCUGCACGCAACACCAUUACUCCUGAUUAACGUCAGCUCAGCCUGUCAGAGACGGUGUUAACGCUUGUUAAAAUUAAGCACGCUACCUCAUACACGGAGGAGUUUUCAUUCCUCUAAAAGCCUUCAGAUUCACACUGCACUCACUCCUUCCUCUGUUAUGGAUGACGGGAUGGGAGGAGGGGUUAAACAGCAAGCACAGAGGUCGAGGACAGACAAUUUGUUAUCACUGCUGGCCGAAAAAAUCCGCGUUUAACCCAGAAAUAAGAGCUGACCUCACCUCCAGGCUCUGAGUUAGACUUUUAGAGUGAUGGAGGAGAUUUUACAAGCUCAAGCCAUCGAUCAACUUGUAUUUGCACAUUCAGGACAUGAAAUUUCAUGUCUGACAGUAAAAACUCAGUGUUGUUGAAACUAUAUGAAAAUGUAUGGGUGAUAAAGCAUCAAAAUAUUGUCAAUACAGAGCUUCAGUACAAAGAAACACAGCAUAGAUCUGCAUAUGAACACAUAAACAGACCUAACAUUUCUCAAUUUAUCAGGAAGAUUGAACAUUCAGCUCAGUUUAUUAUUACUCCUCAUAAACUUUCUUCAUUCAAACUGUACUAAAUUACAGGCAUUAGUUACCCAGAAGGCCUUUCUCCAAAAACAACUUAGAGUUGCAGCUCCUGGAUGGAGUUUGAGGUUAUUUUUUAAGAGACCAGAGAAAACUUCUGCUCUUCUCUCUUGCAGCCCUGAAGUUAGCGUAAUCAAGAAGCUGUUUGAAACACAGAAGCUGCAGGGUGACGUGUUCAAGUCUGUUUGAGAGCAUUUGACUGCCCCUGGUUGUGGACAUUAAUGAUGGUUUGCAGACAGAAACAGCUCCAUCUGUGUGCAGGAUCAGUUCUUUGUGCAAACUCUUUGAAACAUUUACAUGCAACUACAAAACAGAUGCAUGCUAAGACCCUUGUUUACGCUAACCCCACCCCCUCUGGCAGUCUCCCCGGGAACAUCGUACAGCCCCGCAGUAGUGCUCUGCAGUUGAUGAUUACUGCAUAAAACCCUGCAUAUUUUAAAAGGUACAAUAUUUGAUAUUCAGUCAGUCUCCCCCUCUCCUCCUGGCCAGUUUUGAUAAUGUGAUUGCAGACCCCGCUCUAUUCAGUAUUCACUUUUAGCCAAUAAGCUCUUGUCUCCCAUCUCAGGAAAUUAAGUUGUCAUCCUGUGUCUAUUUCAUUAAUGUGAAUAUCGUUUCAUUGCUGUUUAUUAAAUUCCAGGUAGCAGUGUGAUGAGACUGCAGCCAGAGGUGAAUCUAAUGGCUGGUUAUAUUUUUUACUCUCAAUCUUGUCAGUGUAUUAUUAAUCCAGGCCCAGCAAUGAAAGCCCUUUUUACAGAAACUAUUCAUCUGAACAGACACUUUAUUCCAGCCUGUUCAUACGUAUUCUGCUAAAUACUCUUGUCAUUCCUGCAGUUCUGCUUUUAAAUCAUUUUAAGCAGCUUUUUUUCCUCACGUCUUUCUUCUCUCCUUGCUUUACCCUCCUCAGGUCGACCUCGGCUUCUUGCGGUUUGUCUCAGCAAUCGGCACGCAGGGCGCCAUUUCCCAGGAGACCAGUAGGAUUUACUUUGUCAAGUCCUACAAAGUGGAUGUCAGCUCUAACGGAGAGGACUGGAUCACUUUGAAGGAAGGCUCCAAACAAAAGGUAGGAGACUCUUUUCUUUCUGUUUUAGGUGAGAAGAUCGUAUUUUGAGAAUAACAUGCAUUCAGUGGCCAGAUGAUCUUUAAUUGUACUUUUAAAAUACUUAAAACUAAUAAAUGAUCCAGUCUUGUUGACGCUUUAGCUCAGACUGGGAUCAGGGAGAAAAACUUUAAAAGCACUUUAGUCAAAGACAGAGCAAGUUCAAGCAGUGACAUCUAGGUCUUAUAGAGAACAGACAGACAGACCUUCCCUUCUUCUGAAACACAGAGAUAUUUGUAAAAACCAGACCAGAGACAAAUCACUGUGCAGGAUGGGAAACUGAGUCCAAUUUUUUUCCACCCCCUGCAACAGCAAACAUUCUCAAACUCCUUGUUCACUAAAAAAAUGUUAGCAUAAACUAUAAUUUAAAAACUGAUUCAUUUAACAGUAAUGCAAAUAUCAACAGUAUGGUUGUUUCUUUCUUUUCACCAAAUCUAUCCUGCAAACAUGAAGCUCUGAGGACUUUCUCCAUGUGUUUGCUCCUUAAGACCACUUGAUAAUGAAAAUAGAAAAUAGUUUAUUUUUUCCAGAAACAGUCAUAACCCCCCGCCCCUUUUCACCACUCAUGCACUACACUUGGAAUAUCCCAUCUCAGGAAAGCAGCCAUCUGACUUGAAUUGUGGUCUCUGCCUUUGAGCUCAACAAAAGGGGGAAUACCCGACUCCAUGCGCUCUUAGUCUCCUUCACCCAACAUAUAAUUAUACACUUUACUCGGCAUGAUAGUAAACCCACCGUCUAUGCUGGUGCAUGAUAUUUCCAGCUCAGGCUUUAGUGCUACUUCAUCACAGCAGUCGCCACAGGGAGGAUUAUGUAAGGAAUGCAGCUUCUGUUUUAUGUCAGGACCCGUCAAGAUGUCGUAAAAGAAGCGAGGAUGACAAAGGACUUGACAAACAGGAGUUAAAGGGGAUAUUGAUAGAAAGAAAGAGGAGAGGCUGUCAUGUUUGAGCAGCUGGUGAAGGGAGAGGAGGAAAAAAGGGAAGGAGGGAUGGCAUGCUUGACCGGAGCGUGACAGGCUGUGACCAUUGAUUGCUGAUCAGCCUGUCAAACAGAGCAGGUUUUGUCCAUCUGGAGGCAAACACACUCCCUGCUGUGUGUGUUCGGAGGGUCAGAGAGGCAUGAGUGUGUGUGACAGAUCAGUGUGUGUGAUGUGUAAAUACCACAAGGCUUCUUUUUGAGGUCUGAGAGUAGCUAAAAACUUCUGAACAGCAGCGGCAAACAUCAUGUUUGUGCUGCAGUGUACACAAGCCCGAGGGUCUGAUUAUUUCAUGCUCUCUCUAAAGUACACAGCCCUCUCUGUAAAGUGGGAGUGUAAAGGUGCCGUGGUGAGCUCGGCCUGUGUUUUUCCAUGAUCUAAAGUGCUUUUGUGCAGAGGGGCACCAUUUGCUACAUGCUGAGUUUGCAGCUUUGCAUGAGUGCAGCCACUUUACAGUCGGUGAGAGGAGAGGAGACAUUUUUAGAGUGUAUGGUGGCGUUGUGACACAGCUGACAGGUAUUGCUCAGGGACUAAUGCUCCAGCCUCCUCCUUUUUUAGUAGCUUUUAUCCCUCUAUCUCUCUGUCCAUCCUGCUCUUCUCUGCUCCGUCAGGGAGGUCAAGAGGUCACACGGUCACUGGUGUGAUUCAAUUACCCAGAAUGAACUGCAGCGGACUGUAGGGAGUUGUUUUGCUGGGUGGCCAGCCUCCUCGAGCGGUGCUAGAAAAGUGUCAACACUUCCCGAGGGGAACAGAGUCAUCUCUGACCUUUAAACAAGACAGUGCAGUAAAAGCUAUCCACCAAAUGUAGAGCUGGAGGACAGACAGAGGACAUCUUGAGUCAAUCUGGUCCAGUCAGUGUUACACAAACCGCCUCAGGUUUCACGGUCACGGUUCACAACCCAUUGGUGCUGCGGCAUGUGGAGGAAGAGGAAGUGUUGGGGUUAUUUCAGGGGUGAGAGGGAAAUCUGUGAAACUACCUCAUUUAGAAACACUGGACAGAGUGAGACCAGGUGUCUGAUGGUGACACAUUAAAAUAAAAAAAAAGACUACAACAAAGUAAUUUAAAAUGAGACCAUUGAGAAGAAUGUUCCUUUUAUAAGAUAGGUUAAGAUAAGUAUACAUGCACUACGUUCUUGGUGUGAAAACAGAUAGAUUAAACAUGAAAAACCAUGAGUAGGAGUUUGAAAAUAUCAGGAUAUCCAGAAAAAUCCAUCAUCAAGCAUUCUUAAAUGUUCCUCUCGUCACAAAGAGUUAGAGUUCAGGUCUUGAGGACACCAGUAUCAGACAGUUCAGACCGGACUUUUCUUCUCUGUCCUCUCAGCUUUUGGGUCCCUGCCAGGCUACAGAGGUCUGAAAGUUAUGAAAGUGCUUAACAGUAAUUGAUUUAUGCUCUUUUAUGCAAAGUGCAUGACUCUAAUCGAUCUAGAUGACACAGAAGCAUUAGUCUGAUCUUUAGCAUGAUUGAUCAAUAAACUCUUUCUUCAGUUGUGUUUCUGCACUUGAAAAAAAUCACUCCUUUAUUAUUCCUAGCAUCUAAAUCGUAUUAAACCUGCAUUUCUCCGCCUCACUCGCUGUUUCUUGAUUCAAAGCAGUCGAGGCCUUGGAGCCCUUUCUUCUCUGCUUUUACACUCAACACUUUCUAUCAAUAAUUUACCUUUCUCCCUCUCUUUAUCGCAGGUUUUCCAAGGCAACACCAAUCCAACAGACGUUACCAAGACGAAGCUGCCCAAACCCACUCUGACGCGCUUUGUCCGAAUCCGUCCUGUUUCCUGGGAAACAGGCAUUGCGCUUCGUUUUGAGGUGUACGGAUGUAAGAUAUCAGGUCAGUAUAGUGCACAGCUCCUUCUAUACAUGCACACACGGAGCUUAGCUGUAUUUGAUUUUAGUCCAGAUAAACACUGUUUCAUAGGCUUUCAUGGGAGGAUUCUGCACUUAUCCCAGAGACGGUGCAGUUCCCUCCUUGUUGCAUCACACACUCAGGUGUUGCACAACCCCUUCCUCUCUUCAGGUGUGAAAUGAAGCUCUAUUUCUGAGGGUCGUCCUCCAAGGCUAAAGCAUAGUGCUGCAUUAUAGAGGAGGGGUCCACAAAGAAGGAUUAUCUAUUUAUGGUACCCCACAUUUAGAUCCUCCUCAUUCAGUAUAGAUGCCGCCAACAGCUGGCAGCUGGUCCCAGUCUAUACUGUCCCAGUCCUCCCAGUAAUCAGGCCUCAGCGCUCUGCUUUUGGCAAAGCUCUUCUAAUCUUUGCUUUUUGUUGAUCUUGUUUUAAUGAGAGGUUAAAGUGUUUGUGUGUGUAAGAGAGCAUGGCUGGCUUUCAUAUGCACAUCUGUUUGCAUCUCUGUGGGGUUAUGGGGAUGUGAGAUGAAUCUUAAUCAGCACUCACUCAUAUGUUUUGUUUCUUUUAUACUAGAAAAAUAAGUCGAAUUGUUUCAUGUCAGGGUUGUUAGUUUGGGGUUAAAGUUCAGAUUAGUUAGAAACCGCCAAAUGUGUUUCAAAGUGCCAGUUUGGGUCCACAUGUGCUGCUCAGCAUGUAAUAGUCAGGCACAGAUCUGUGGGUGCAGCAGGGUUACAGCUGGGGCGUAUGUUCCAGGCACACGACCAGAGCAUAAACACAUCACAGGAUCCAAGUCACCACUGGGCCUCUGAACGAACGUCAUCACCCCCGGGUGCUCUGGAGGCACCGCCAGAUCCUCGCCGUGUUAGCAGAGAUGUUACAGAGAGAGAGAGAGAGACAGAGAGGCUCAUGGGGGCUGCACAAACCCAGUGACUCACUCUGCUCGACUUUCCCUCACAGCACAACUUUACUGAAAACUUUAGAUAAAAGAAAGACGGAGGCUUCAUGGUGCUGCUCUGCUUUUCCUCCAAUGUGCAGCAACAGGAGCAUCUUCAAUAUUUCAGCAAAGUUCGACGAGAGAGGAUGUCUAUGUUUUCAAAUCCAUAACAAGGACAUUUAAGCAGCUGAUAUGGAGAGCAUAGAUUCCAGGAUCCUGAUUAUGAUCAUUUUACCUAACCUAGACUGCAUGUGUCUUUCCUGUAUUCAGUGCACCAGAGAAACCAACCAAAACACGGACAUCUGCUGCAGUGCAGAUACAGGAAAAUGAAAGAGUUUAAGAUGCAAAGAAAUGAUGCAUGGAUGCAGCUUUAGAGAACUACUUCCAUUUUGACUGGGGGUUGUUGGCUGUGAGAAACGUGGUUUUAAGGAGCUGAAAUGCAGAGAGAGAGAAGCAUUUGAAGCAAACUAAAAUCAGGCAAAGCCAGAGUAGCAGAGUGGAGAAGAGGAUGAAGCAUGAGGAAAAACAGAAGAUUGACAUGCAGGCUGGUAAAGGUAACGGGAAAAGUAGAUUGCAUGUUCAGCCGUACAGUGGACCAGUGGAGGUAGAGGCAAACCUUAUGACUGAAUCCACCUCUGAUGGGAGCGAGGACACCCAGCUUGAAGGAGAAGUUUUCUUUAAAAUUCAGGACAUCUGGUCCCCGAAGUGUGGAGCUAUUUUUAACCAUUCAAAGGUGCUUUUUCCUCUGAGCGCCCACCAUCCACUUUAGAUGUCAGCACCAUAAAUCAGACAUCAGAUUAGGAGCUGAGCUGCAGAACGCUGCAAGAUGUUCCCCCUCACUGAUCAUGGCGGAGUGGUCCUGCUGAUCCAGUCAGCCUCUCAUUAAUAAAACCGUCCUCCACCCUGUUGUUUGUAAAUACACCCCAGCAUAUAAAUAUCUCUGAUAAACCACUGACCCUCCACCCAAACUUUAAAUAUGACCCACAUCACCGUCUACACGCCAACAGUCCACAAACAGCCACAUGUGUUUACUCCUCUGGGUGUGUCGCUGCGUGCACGCCAUCUCUGCAGCGUCUGUGAUCACAGCUGAUGUCGAUUUAGAGCUCCAGAUGAAGCAGGGAGUUCACCCAAAAGUCUAAACUCAGAUCAGAGACACACACAUACACUUCCAAUCACACUCAUAUACCUUUCUCUCAUAUCUCCUCUCUUCAAAAGCCUUCAGAUUUCAGGGUCUGAGCUUUGGAGGUUGGUUCCUGUGAUCACUUCCAAACAAAGCUCUGCCAAAACUUCAAGACAGGCAUCAGAAAAACUUUGAAAAAGUCUGCAGAGAAUAUUCUUCUGGUCGGAUUUUUAAACUGUGGAUCUAGUUGACUUUGACAACGAGAGGAAGAGAAGUCUGAAUGAAUCCUUGUCCUGCAAGCACUGUUCCCACAGCCCGCUAAUGCAUAUCUUUGCAUGAGUCCUGCAGGGCCACAGAGCUCACUUUGUCCCAAACAGACACAGACGCUGUAACAAUGAUGAGACUUCUCCCUCAGAUGAAGCCAGUAAAUAUGUUAUUGCUCACAGCAGGUCAGGGACUCAGUGUUUGGGGAUCAAGUGUUUUAGGAAGAGAUAAACAGGACAGUGUCACGCUCACAGAUAAUAACAUUAUUUAACCAUCACGAAACUCUCUGAGACACUUUCUGAGAUACAAACAGCAGCUAGAUGUGAAAAGUUAAUACAGAGUCAAUGCUGCUGGAUUACAGCAAAAAUCAUAAUCACAAUCAUUUCAUUAGUGUAUGCUUUCUUAGUGCAAUAUCUACUUACACAUCUGCAUGUGCAACUGUGUGCUAUGGGCAUGGUGCAAUAUUCAUUCAAUCUAGCACUUUAUAAUCUUGGACAGUAAGGUAAUGUGCAAUGCAACAGGCACUUUUUCUUUUUUCUUUUUCUUAUUUAUUUUUUUUCUGUGCAAUAUUGGGCAAUACACAAUAUAAUGAGGACCUGAGCUCCCAGGCAGCAAGCACUGUGCACUUUAGCAUUUGGCACUGUAGCUAGCAGUCCAGCACUCUGUGAUUGAGUAUGUGGUCCCCCAACCCUUCAGCUAUGUUUGGUUUGUAUGUCAUCUAUAUUGUUGCUGAUAUGCUCUGUGCAUUUUAUUUCUAUUAUUAAUGUUUGUUUUGGUUUUAUGUAAUGACACCAACCUGCUAAUGGGACUGGGAAUCGAAAUUAGCCGCUGGGCUAUAACCCCAUGGAUUUACAUGUAAAUGUCCAUGAAUGCAUAUUGUCCCAUUUAAAAAAAAUAAGAAUAAUAAAUCCUAAAUCCUUAAUUGCUAAUAAAAAAAUUUCUAAUUCUUGUCUUCUCUCCACCUGCCUCCCUCUGCUCCUCCUGCUCCUCUCCCAACCAUCCUCUCUCCUCCUGUGGCUGGUACACUAAUCUUAGUGCGAGCAGCAUCUUCCUGGUGCUUCCAAACUUCCCAAAGAAAUGGUUGUUGCUUAUUAAAAAUCUUUGAGUUUCUGUAUUAGAUGUAAAAUGUUGAUGAAAAAAGGUUUGAGUUUACACAAAUGAAAUGGAUCUGAGCUGUAGCAACAGGUUGUUAUCCUCAAGCUCUUGAUGGUGUCAGAGCGACGGUGUCAAGAAAAAAAGGGGGAAACAAACACUGUUAAUGUUUGAAAAUGUAUCCAAAGAUACUAAAACCCGCAGAGAGUCAGAAAAGGAUAAGAUCAGAGAAGAAGAACAAAAGGAGAGAAGAAAGUUAGGAAAGGCGGACAGGAAACAACAAGGUUUUAGAAGAGCCGGUCCCACAGAUGUUGACAGCUGUGGAGCAGAAGGUAGAGGAGUGCAGCAGCAGAUAAAACACAAAGAGAAGCUGUUUCAGUGUGUCGGUGUAUUCCAGUCUGCAGAGAGAGGAGGGGGUGGAUCAGGGAGAUGAAAAGAAAAAGCACUCCCAGAAUGCAGGACGUGGAAGCACCAACCGAGAGGAGGCUUUUAAUUGGCUGCCUGGAGACAAGCGCUUCAGGCAGUGGAAUUAGUAUGCAUGAGAUCUGCAGACAGAGAGAGAAUAGAGGCAGAGAUCACAGAAACAUCACAAAGAGUUUGGGGAAUUGUCCUCCUCACUUUGACUUUCAGUAUUCCUGUUGCCCCUGAGUGAACCCCAAACUCAACAAACAGGGCUCAGGCAUAAAAAAUGAUGUUGGACAUCAGGGCCUCAGAUACAGAUCACAUGGUCUGUUUCUGUGCAUCCAUCAUCCCUGCAGGUUUGCAUCAGUGUGCAUCAAAAAGCUGAACACCGUCUGCCUCCCCUUUUGUCUUUCAGAGUACCCCUGCUCAGGCAUGCUGGGGAUGGUAUCAGGUUUAAUCACCGACAACCAGAUCACUGCGUCAUCGCAUACAGACCGGAGCUGGGUACCAGAGAACGCCCGUCUGCUAACCAGCAGGACAGGCUGGACCCUGCUGCCCCAACCCCAGCCCUUCACCAGUGAAUGGCUGCAGGUGGACCUUGGGGAGGAGAAGCUGGUGAAGGGGAUGAUCAUCCAGGGAGGGAAGCACCGAGAAAACAAGGUCUUCAUGAAGAAGUUUCGCCUCGGCUACAGCAACAACGGCUCUGAUUGGAGGAUGGUCUAUGACGCUAAUGGGAACAAGCCAAAGGUGAGAACUGCUUCUGUUAAUCCUAACCGGUGAGAAAUUGACUGUAGUGGAGGCAAAACUGGUCACAGCACAACAUUUCUGAUGUCUGAAUGAGUGAUAGCAUCAAAAAUAUUACAACUUUAUUUACAAAAUGAAUUUCAAAGAGCCAAUCAGCUCCCUUGGGCCUUAUUUUGCAGCAGCAUAAGCAUCAUUGUUGUUUUCCACCUGAUGCACUAAAUUAUUUUGUCACUUGGAGUUCAGUGCACAGUUGGUUGAGAUUUUAAUCUGCACACACCAGAUGUCAGACAGUUAGUUAGGUAAGUGCACCAUGACACUGCAGUCUCAAACUGCUGAAAGGGAACUUCAAAAAUGAGCUUCAAAUUCACAAGGACGAGACAUUUGUCAGUGUAAGAAAUAUUCAGCUGUUCAAAGACUGUACAUGAAUUCCCCUCAGACUUUUCUCAGAAAAUGUGGGAGCAAAUUGUUGUAACAGUCAAAGUUACAUCUGCACAACUUGAGAUAUAACUGCUUUAAGCAGUCCAGUCAAAAGUUGAUAGUUCAAACUUUUUUUGCUUCAUUUAAAUGCCCCUUUUCAGUUGAGGUGACUCAAGAACCAAGAUAUUCUGAUGUGCUGAUCAAAGACUCUAAAACCCUUCAUUAACAAACAGAGUCCAUCCAGAAUCUUUGGGAAAGGAUUCACCUUCAGCAGUCCUGAAGAUAAUCUGAACAUGCAUGUCUGAAAACCUCUCUUAGACACAUUUGAACAUUGAUUCUGAUUAUGAUGCAUUUGGUUAAUUUUCACCAGAGCGUUUGAGCGAGCAGUAGUGAGUCAUUAAGCAGUCAAUUUCUGCACUGCUUUAAUUUACAUUAGGAUAAGAAUCUCAAGUCUCUGGAAGUGCUUUUCCCACAUGUCUCUUGCUGCUUUGUAUUCUGCCCGACACUCACCGAUCAACCCUUUCAGUGGACGGUGAAAACUUUGCAGCAAAGGAGGAGAGUAAGGGGUAAACAGGCGAGGAGGGGGGAAAGAACAGAGAGAAGUGACCAGAGAUUUAUCUGUCAGUGUCGUUACACUCAGCUCCAAGCAUGAAAACACUUCCUCACAUGGACUGUGUGAAUGAGCAUAUAUACAACCAUGCACACCUUCAAGAGGAGCAGCCAAAGCCCAGUCCCCAAUUACAAGCAACCCUGACAGGGCAUAAAUCUGAUCCAGAUAGGCCGAUGCUUGAUUUAUGAAAGGAGUGCAGAGGAUCCAUAACCCCCAUCCUAGUUAGCCGCCUCUCUUCCCUCGCCUGAGAGGUUUCCAGCAUCCAAGCUGCACCAGCCUCCUUCACAUGAUAGCAUCCAUUAAUCCACCUCCAUCAAGCUCUUUUGCACCCACAUCUUCCUCUUUUCUCCUUCAUUUAUUCCCUUGCUUGAGGAAGAUCUGAAGCAGAGUGAAGGAGCUGAAAGUUGACUUUGACAGAGGUGUGCCUCACACUGUUUUUGCCACAAGCGCCUUUCCUGACUCGCCUUAGCUGUGCUUUAGAUGUCAAGAUGCAAGAUGAGAGAGCUCUGGUCAUCCUCUGUUCUUUCCAACUUCUUUCCACCAACCAGCACAAGCCAGCCCUCCACCCUGCUUCUGGUCUUCAGAUGGCAGGAUAAGUCUGCCUCAGGCCAUCUCCUUCAGAGAGCUGCAGCAGUCAAACAUCCAGCAGUGACAUUAUCAGUAGAAAUGCAUGUCUUUGACUCACUUUUUCCUCUCUGUCUCUCUCCCACUCUUUUUAUCUCUGCAGAUCUUUGAAGGAAACAGCAACUACGACACUCCUGAGCUGAGGACAGUGGAGCCCCUGCUGACACGCUUCAUCAGAAUAUACCCAGAGAGAGCCACUCCUGCCGGCAUGGGCCUCCGACUCGAGCUGCUUGGCUGUGAAAUUGAAGGUACUUGGAUAAAAUGACUCCUCAUACCUACUGCGUCAGCUCUGUCUGUCUCCAUGAUUGAAUCUUAAUUUCAAAUAUGCAAAAACAAUUUAUGAAAUAUCGGAACUGAAAACUAUCUACUCUUUUUUGUUUCAAAUUUGAUGUUUCUGAAAACUUGUCAGAGAAACUCAAAAAAGUAGAGGAUCCACUUGGCUUGUUCUCAGCUUCAAGUCCAAAUCAAGCAUCCCUGAUGGUAUGGGGUUCAUCAGAGUCCAUGUCAUGGGUAUCUUCCACAUCUGUAGAGGCUCCAUUAAUGCUGAACAAUAUCCACAGGUUUAGGAGCAACAUCUGCUGACAUUCAAACAAAGACUUUGUUGGGGAAGACCUUCAUAUUUCAGCAAAUCAAUGACAAACCACAUUCUGACAAUAGGGAUUACAACAGCAUGGCUCUGUAGGAGAAGAGUCCUGUUGCAGGGAAACUGGUCUGCCUGCAGUCCUGACUUGUCCCCCAUUGAAAACAUUUGGAGCAUCAUGACACUAAAAACAGGACCAAGGAGACCCUGAACUGUUGAGCAGCUGAAAUCCUCGAUCAGGCAAGAAUAGAACAACAUACGAAUGUCAGACUCCAGAACCUGGUCUGCUGGGUCCACUAAGGUCUACAGAGAGCCAUAAAACACAUGUUUCAGUUUAACAUUUAAUUGGCUGUCUUUGCACUAUUUUUUAAUGAAACAAAGAGAUUAAAUGGUCUCAAAACUAUCAAUUUCUGUUUUUAUCACUACUUUACUCAGGGCAGUAACUCUGUGUGUUCUCUUCCAUGUGUUCAUAUAUAACGCUCACAUUCAGGUCAGCCAUCUAUCAUCAGGCUAAUGACAGGUCUGUAUGCAGCUUCCACAGUUGGGUUAUUUAGAGAUGGGUCCACGGCUGUCCAGCUCCUGCUCUUUAUCCCUACAGAGGGACAGUUGUCAUAUCAAAGCUACCCUCAGAGAAAAACACUUGUAGAGGGGAUCAGAUGAAAGCCCACCUGGUGGAGCAGGAUUAUUGCCGCCCAGCCCCCAUGGUUCCCCUCACAGCCUCUGCAUGUCUUUGAAAAGGCAGCACAUACUUUCCUUUCUUUAAGUGACCCUUAGUUUUCUUUCACCAUCUCCCUCAGAGUGGAUACAGAAGCAGCUCAGCAGUGUAAGAGUGUAGCGUUCGCACUAAAUGGAUUUACAUAUUGGAUUUCAGGGAGGCCCGUUCAUUUGUAAGCCUCAUGGUGUCCCAGCAGGGGUUUUAGUCUGAUGAUAAUACUUGUUUUCAGUGUUAAUGCCAAACACACACAUUCCCAUACAGAAGUAAACACUCAGAGUAACCACAGUCACCCUGCCAAACAUGUGGUUACAGGCAUGUAUACAGAGGCACGCACACACACAGGUGCUCCUACUGCGUGCGUGCGUGCGUGCGUGCGUGCGUGCGUGCGUGCGUGCGUGCGUGCGUGCGUGCGUGCGUGCGUGCGUGCGUGCGUGCGUGCGUGUGUGUAUGGAGCAGGCUGUGGUGGGAGGGCUAAAUCCUCAUUUCUGUGAGAGGCUCCCCUGACGCAGUACUGACCCCAUCCCUGACCUUCCCCACCCUGAAUCUGACAGAGGCUGAUCUGUCUCAUAUUUCAUCCAGCAGAGGGGCGACCAGCUCACUCACUUGCGCACGCAUACACACACACACACACGCACAUAAACACAGAGAGAUUCGGUGCACCUACUUUUUCAGGCUGUUUGCCUCUGUCUGUCUAUCUCUCUCUCUCUCUCUCUCUCUCUCUCUCUCUUUCCUUGUUUCCUUUUUCCUCUCUGUGUGCUGGAGAAGCCCGUUUGUUACUCAGUCAUGGUAAACACAACACACACGCACACACACACACACCACAGUGUGGCUGUGCAGCAGCGGAGCGUGGAGUGGAUCUGAGACAGUGCUCACAUCCAAGUACAGUGGGUCCAUAAUGACAGGACAGUACGGCAGCCAGAGGCCCUGCCUUUUGUCAGUCUCUAUCUCUGCACUAAGAACCAGGCCAUAGAUCCAGCUCUAUUUUUACACCUACACCUCCACAGCAUGAUCAAGAAAAAGACAACUUUACUGAAAACUUUUACAGGCUAAAGACAGAAAAUUGUCUUUGGCUUGUGUGUAAACAGAGGCCAUAAAAACACAAGCUAGCACGUUGGAUGAAGAGACCAAUUUUAAAGCGUCUGUAAGGAGUUGUUUGAUGUUCAUGAAAAAGACUUUCAUAGAUUCUCAUGAUAUCUAAAAGCAAACAAGACCAUCAGUGAUAAGAUUAGUGAAUUUUAAAUACCCAAAACCAUUGCAGGGGGUAGGUGUCAGUAAAGCAGCCAAUGAAACAGUAUUUUUAUAGUGAACAAUAUAUUUGACCAUCAAUAGUCUGCAGGUAAGAGUCAUUACUCGAGCAUGUAUAGGACAUGAAAUGCAAAGAUCGCUCCAUCCAUAGAGGGCACCAGAGUUGACACGACCCCAAAGUUCCUCACUGAAGCUUUAAAAUAAUCAACACACUUUAAAAAACACAACUUAUUUAUAAAAACAGGGGAAACAAUAAAGCAACAAAAACAGAGUGUACCAGGCGUCUUAAAUUCGGUGCAUGGAUCAGGGUUUUUGGUUGAUUUUUAUUAAUUGUCUGAGGAACUUUGUGCUACAUUUGGUAAUCUGAAAAGCUCAGUACAAAUAAAGUUUGGUUGAUAGACGGAUUGGUAUAUUGAACACAUAUUUAGCUGAGUGCCCCAUCAGUGCUGAACUACUUAUUCUAAAUCUGAUGUUUAAUGUGUUUGCACCGUUUCUCUCUCCUUCUCUGUAUCUACAGCUCCCACUUUACCGCCGACCACCAUGGCACCAAGCACCACUCCCUCAGACGAGUGUGACGACGACCAGGCGAGCUGCCACAGCGGCACAGGUGAUGACUACGACGUGACAGGUGCUAACAUCGCCCUCAUGAGACUGCAAACAAACCCCCCACUCCCUCCUUCUGCUAUGGCUCAUGCUCAGUCUGCUCCGCUCUCUCAGCUCUGUCUCUCUGCAGCCGUUUGAUUUGACGGCUGCAGCGAAUCUGACAUCCAUUGUGCACACUUGCAGGCACAUGUGCAUGCACCCACGUGCCUGCUGGCAUGUUCAAAGCUCUAAUUAGCUGCACCUGCAGCACCUCCUCCCUCAGUUUAACCUCUCUUACCUCCACCUCUGCACACUCAGAAGAGGGCUCGCUAAAUGUGCACGUCCACACUGAACUCAUGCUUCUGCACCUACCUACAAUCAGCUCCACAUCUCUCUCUCUCACUCUCGCUUUCUCUCUGUACUUUUAUCUCACACCUGCACCUUUUCCCUCACUCCUCCUGGCCUCUUUUCCCACUAACCCAGUAACUCUCUGAAGCUGCACUGCUGCCUGCACUCCCCAUUAACCUGCAGUCUCCAAUGAAGCGCAUGGCACCGUCUCAGUCAAGUGCAACAUGGAGACAAUUUGAAAAAAGGAAAGAAGGACAGCAGUUCUGAUCCGCUCAGAUAGCAUGAGAUAUUAGUUAUCUAGAGAAGUAAUGAACCAUUUUUAACUCUUGCAAUGCUGAAAUAAUCAUGUUAAUAUAUCAUGUUGUGAUAGGUGGUGCCAUCAUGCCGGAGACCACUACUGCUGAAGUGGAUACCAUCCCAGGUGAGCAAAUUAUAGUUUUCUAUCCACUGUAGGUUUUGGAGUAGCAUUUAACAAGCUUUUCUUGCACUUUUUAAAUGUACAUGCUAAGCCCAACAUUGUUGUGAAAGUUGUUUUCUUAUUUUUUUAUUUUUUGUGAAGGAAUCUGAAAUCUUACUCAACCUCACCAAAAAUGGUCACUGUGGAAUUAAUCAAGCAAAUACUGCAGUGUUAAACAUUUUUCAAUCAAUUUCAAUUAGUUUCACUCACUUUCAUCAAAGAGGGGUUAUUAUUUUUUUGUAACAAGUCAGAUUUGGUGGUAUGGGUCUGCCAUGAAGGAUGCACAGCCUUCCAGGUGUGUUUGAUGAAUGAACGCCUCCCCCCUUUGUUCGACGUACAUACGUGAAAAACUAAGGCAGGAGAGCAUGAGCAAAGACCUCUGAGUACAGAAUAAAGAAGGCAUUGGUGGCAAAACAAAUGACAUAUAUAUCAGAGUGCACCUUCUCUCUGUUUUAUAGUGGAGCAUGAAAAGCCUUAGCAGGGAGAGCAGCAGCAGCAGAGAUACCUGGGAUACAGAGUAAAGAGGACAUCAGUUACAAAACAUAUGACAUAUACUGUACAUAUUUAGAAGAGCCCACGUCUUCUUUGUGUAAAGUGUAAAAAUGAAAAACCAGGGCAGGCAGAGUGUUAGCAAAGACUGAACAGCUGUGCAGGCUUAGGAAAGCUCAUGGCAGUCAAGCUUAUUAGAAAUAAAAGGCUUAGCGUGCUUGGGAGUGUAAAGAUUGGACUCUGUAGUGAAGGAAAAGAUGAUGUGGUGUGAUGAGUCCAGAUUCUCUCUGUUUAUCAGGAGGCAUCAGGGUUAGAAGUGAGGCAGACAAGUGAUGCCCCCGUUAUGCCUAGAGUCUACUGUACAAGUCUGUGGAGGCGAUGUUAUGACCCUGUGUUGCUCCAAUUGGUUGGUUUUUAGUUUUGCAACACCAAGCACUCCAAAAGAGGUCAGCUGACGAUCAGUACACUCACUGAAUGACUGGGUUUUUCCAUCAGUGGAUUUCUCCUUCUUCUCUGAUGAAACGGGUAUUUCCCGAGAUGACAAUGCUGAAAUUCUUCAGGGUUAGAUUGUGAAAGAGUGGUCCAGGGAGCAUGAGAAAACCUUUUCUAUUCAGAGUCCAGACCUUAAUCUGACCAAGAACCUUUGGGAUGGACUGGAGAAGUCUGACUCUCCCUUCAUCAGUCCAAGACUGUGGUGAUGAAUUGAUGCUGGACAGAAAUAAAUAUAGAGACAUUGCGUAUGCUUAUCCACAUGCUGCCACAACAAAUGUGUGCUGUAAUCUAAGUCAAAGGCGCUCCAAUGAAACAUUAGUGUGUAACUUUUUGAGGCUGCAGAGUAGAUAAAUGACUCAUCCUGGAGGGUCUGUAAUAGUUUAACAUCCAAUGAAAAGCUUUCUCAUGUUCCUUCAGAGCAGGACCUUAGAGCUACUUUGUGGUUUAUGAUUCAUCCUUGUGUUUGUGUUUGCGCAUCUUCUCACAAACACUUUUGCAGCUUCUUGCAUUUAAAGGAAUCACAAUUCUGCAGAAUCAGACAGAACUGAGCUUGGGGUUUGAGAUUAUACAGAAGCUGAGUAAAAAUUCAACUUCUCUGUGUUUCUGGGAAUUAAUUUCUGUACAAAAAGUGCUCCUCUGCUAAUGAUUGCCAGCUUGUGGCGGCCUCUCCUCUGAUGUGUGUCUGUUAUUAAGGCUGAUGAUAUGGCCCUGGGAGGCUCCCACUGACAGGGUGAGGGAGGUUGUGUGAUGCAGGGCUGGCUGAUGAUUAGCACUGCUGCUCUGCUGCUGCCUCCUCAGCAUAAUCACUAAUCACCGGGCCGACACAGACACGCACUAAACACACACUGAACACACAACACAAAACAAAGAAGCUAAAUGCAAAUGACCACAGGAAAUGAGCUGUGCUUUAGGGUCACAUGGACACACAUGCACAUAUAUACUCAGACUCGCACGCACACACACACACACACAUCGAGCUGCCUCCUAUAGCGGACUGAUGAGGCAGCAGCCAGCUGAGAGGCUCUGCCCCAGACUGACCUUGGCUAAUGGGCCAUAGGCUCCGCCCACCCCCUUCACUCCAUCAGCUGGCUCUGUGGUCUGUCUGCAGUCUGCAGGGGCACCAGAUAUUAGAAUAAAUGAGAGCUGAGGUGCAGGUGUGUGUUUGCAUACUUGUAUGUAUGGACAUAACUAAUCAUUUGCGGUACACACUUAUCAGUCUGACUUUUCAUUUCAAGAGCCUGGAGCGUUUUGUGCUUAUCAGUUCUGUGUGUUUGCGGGAGUUAAUGUCUGUUUGAGUGUUUUUGCCCUUUGCACUCUUAUCUCCCAGGACGUGGUUUCCGUUGGCAUUCGUUAAAAAGGAAAAAAAAAAAUCUCUGUCUUUUCAUCAAACGGCCAAGUGAGUCAUGUGCUGCUCAUCUCCUCCUGAGCUGGUUGGUAGCCUUGGUCAGAGCCUCACAAGACUGGAAAAUAAAAACUCAAAGCCUGUUAAUUGGAAUUGGGAUGUCUGGAUGAAAAAAGCGGCUUGGCGUCUGAAAUGUGGUUCCACAUGGGAAUUCAAUCCUUUGGGUUGAAUAUCUACACAGAGUCAUUGCUGGUUAAAAUCCUCCCAUUAUUAAAGGGAAUACUGGCCCUGUAUUCAGACUUUUGGAGAGCUGCCUCCUUGUAUCUCGAAAGGCAUCUCAUACUGGAGUUUAAGGCCAUGGCUAACGUCCCAAACAUCGCGCUCCCUUGUUUGCUUUGGAAGUCUUCCUUUAUCCAAUUUGAAAAACACUAAAGCCUGAGCUCCCACACGUUUUCUUGCCUCUGUUGAGACGCGGCGUGUGUUUGUGUGGGACUGCAUUGUUGGAAAGAGGCCCAGCACUGUUACCAUAGCUGUCUCUAAAACCUCAAGUCCCCACUCUCAUUAAAAUCCUGAUCUCUCUGCAGGUUGCUAUGAACAUUUUUUACCAAGCAGGCGCCAUGUCCAGAUUCCACCUCAUUCUUCUCCUGUCUCUGUCUUUGUGUUGUGCAGUCUUUACCCUCAUUUAUACUCUACAAUGUGCAUUCAAAGAAGUCCUUAAUAGUGACUAAGAAUAAGGUCAGCAUGAGGUGUUUCCUGACAUGUUGGAGCCUUAACUUCCCCUCUGUCCCAAUCUGUUGCUUCCUGCUGAGAUUCCUGCUCUCUCAUAGAUGUGAUUCUGUAAGACUAUGUCCCAUGGUCCUUUGCUGCCCUCUAGUGCUUGUAUCUGAUCAGAAGCGUGAAUUCUGUGCCUAAGUGUAGCCUGCAGUCCUGUGAUGACCAGCCUCUGGGCCAUCGUUUGGUUCAAGCAGUUUUUCCUUCUUUGUAAUUAUGAGGCUGAUAAAAUAGAAUCUACUUUGACACCCUCUUGACUUUUCUUUUCAGCUUUUCUGUGGUUUGCCUGUGACUUUGGCUGGGCCAAUGACCCAUCUUUCUGCAGCUGGACAUCAGAGGACACCGGCACCAGGUGGCAGAUUCAGUCCAGCGGCACCCCGACCCUCAACACUGGACCAAACAUGGACCACACAGGUGAGACAGAGCGCCGUGUGGCCAAACAAAAAAGUGUGAAAGCCCCCACCCACAGUUGAAAGAUUUCACCUUUAUGCUUUAUUCUAACAGGUGGACCAGGGAACUUCAUCUACACCCUGGCAACAGGUCCUCAAGAGACAGAGGUGGCACGGCUUGUCAGCCCGGUGGUCAGCUCUCCUGACUCAGACCUGUGUGUGUCCUUUUGGUACCACAUGUUUGGCUCACACAUCGGCACUCUGCAUAUCAAACAGCGUAAACAGACAGUCGACGGUCCAGCUGACAUCCUGCUGUGGACUGUAAGUGGUCACCAAGGCAACCGCUGGAGGGAGGGCCGCGUCCUUGUGCCGCGCACCAACAAACCCUAUCAGGUAACUCGGUCUGCCUUUUCAGACUAUUAUGUGUCUGAGUGUUUGGUUCGAUAUUGGAGCUUCUUGAGUCAAAAGGAAGGUCCUCUAACAGUCACUCUGGGCCUCCUCUCAGGUGGUGAUUGAAGGUCUGGUUGAUGGAAAGAGCUGGGGAGACAUUGCUGUGGAUGACAUUAAGGUUCUCAAUGGGCUCAGCAUGAUGGAGUGUAAAGGUGAGAACCAUCCUCUUCCCACAGCUUGUAUGUCUUUGACAGUUUUUCUCUUUUCUUGGAUAUAAUCAAAUUUCUCUUUGAACAGACCCUGAUGUGCCCACGGAGCCGAUGCUGCCCGAGGACCGCCUCAAUGAAAUCCGUGAGUCCUUUCUCAUAGACUCUUUAUUUUGCAUUACACCUUUAGGUCCUUCAGGCUUUGUCUUUAACCAUGACAUGUUGGCCUGUUGCCUCUAAAUGAAGCAUAUAACUGGUUCUCUAUGACCGUCAAGGCUCCACCAAUCACAGUUCAGCAAACUACAGCGAACACUGGAGACUGCUGCUUUGUCUAAUGAAGUACUUAAGCGUUUAAAAUUUUGACAUACACUUUGAAGUGCUAUAAAGUGAGGUGAUGUAUUGUGUUUAAGUUUAUCCAGGACAGACUUUAAAGAGGACAGGCUGCAGAAAGAAUAAAACCGGCCAUGAAUGACGCCAUGUUUUUCCCAGUUACUAUAAACCUCUAACUGUCCUCUUUUUCUUCUGUCUCACCUAGUUGAGGACAUCACAGAGUAUCCAGACUUUGUGGAGACCAACCAGAUCAGCGGGGCGGGCAACAUGCUGAAGACGCUUGACCCUAUCCUCAUCACCAUCAUUGCCAUGUCGGCCCUCGGGGUCUUUCUGGGUGCCAUCUGCGGCGUGGUCUUGUACUGCGCCUGCUCACAUGGAGGCAUGUCAGACAGGAACUUAUCAGCCCUGGAGAACUAUAACUUUGAGCUUGUGGACGGCGUGAAGCUAAAGAAGGACAAACUCAAUGUACAGAGCUCGUACUCAGAGGCGUGAGCUGGGACUGAGUACCUCAUGUGACUGUACUGCGUGCAGAGCUCGCAGACUGGCUGUAGGCAUAUCCUCUGGUGUGUGAGCGAGCAGGCAGGCUCAUGGACUGCCAAGACCCUCAACUCACUGGACGAGGGGCAGGUUCAGGAACCAAUGGGAGGUUUGGACUGACCCACGCUUUUACUCAGGAGCUGCAGUAACAAGAACCUACCAGUAGGGGACACUGUGUACAAAUAACUACAGAAAAAAAUAUGUACAGACGAUUCAGAUGAUAUUUUAAUUUUCUAUUAUGAUUUUCAUUCAUUUUUACAAUCGGAUGCUGGUGUUGAGACCAAUUUAUUAAUAAUGUUUAAAGUAUUUAUCGUUUUCUGGGAAAGAAAUCUUUUUUUUUUUUAAUCUCUCCAUGAAGGUCGUUUAUUUUGGACUUUUAAAGAGACGUAUCAAAAAUCUAAAAUGAACCAUGUCCGGCAAAACUGUAGAUUUGCCCCUUGUCGUGGCAUACAGGGUGUGCCCAUUACCCAUAAACCCUUUCCCCUUUGACCUCCAUCGAUUAAAGUGAGGGUCCCAUCAUGGCAAUGUAUGGUUCUGACAGUGCCUUUAGUCUAUUUCAGUUUGCCUCUUCUGUUACUGGGUGAUUUUUACUGUACAUGGCUUCAGUCAGGACAGGAAACAGGGGCACAUUAUCGUAUGAAUAUCUGCAAAUCAGGACUUCAAUCUGUCAUGGCGCUCUGUUAGGUUGGCUGUUGUUGUUUUCUGUCCAAAAACCACACACUGUAAAUAAGUUUUAAUAUAUUUUAUUGCCCUUUUUAAAGAAAGUAAAAAGGAAAAAAGCUGCAGUAUCCCUUUUUUGUGGGUUUGUGUGUGUAAAUACAAUCUUCUGACUGUUUCGUGGAAGGUGCAGUGUUAUGGUUUUUCAGUUUCUCUGCUCAGAUGAGUCAGCUUUUUGUGAUAUUUCAAUGUGCAUUCAAGCCACCUGUGAUCCAAACACCCACUCUCAGACAAAUGGAUCAAAAAGAGGACAUAAAGAACUCUUUCCAUGAAAUCUCUGCUCUGCAUUCAGCAGGUCACUUUAGUAUGAUCAGACUCACUCAUGUCAGAGGCAGAGGAGGUCUGCCAGCAUACCAAAAACCCAACAGUCAUCAUCAUCAUCAUUAUCAUCAUCGUGGCUUUGCUUUAGCUUAUCACCUCCCAACGUCACUGUGGAUUGUUCACUGCAGACUGCAGCUUGAAUGCACUUUGUUACUGCUGCCCUCAUUAGAAGAGGGUGAAAUACACUAACUGAAGAAUGGUGCUAUCAUCACUUUACCCUGACACCUCCUCUCUUUAAGAAAAGCCCAGUUUGUAUUGUUCACAUGCUGUAUUGUAGCUUCAGGCCUCUCAGAGCGCCGCAAAGAGUUUUACGUGUUUCACGUGUAGCAGCCAUAACGUUGUGAUGUCAGAGCUGAUGUCAUUCAGAUGGGACUGUGGUACAGCGAGGGAUCGAGGGGCGUCACCUGAAUCAGGUCAUCUGGCCUCCCCUCUGUGGCUUUACCAAAGGAAGGUCGCCCCCUUCUGGUUCACGGGGGUUCUCAUAUACACUUCAAAACAAGAACAGCAGAUUUCCCAUGAUCCUUCACUCAGAAAGAACUGACUACCUGCUUCACCCUGAAAAAGACGGGUGGUCAAGAUACAGUCUUUUUUAAAAUCUCUUUAUAAGCUCAAAGAAGUGCAGACGUCACUUCAUCGUGGACUCUUGAAGCCUCUGCGGAGACUCGUGUUUGCAGACGGAUGUUUGGGACAGUCUCACAAAUCCAGAAACGCUGAGUGACUCAGAGUGAGAUUGACAGUAUCAGGACAGGAGAACCCAGAGGACCCACAAUCAAACUUAGACCUGGGUCCUGAGCAGGGUGACGUCUUUUUUUACAUCUGUGUGCUUUGUAUGUCGUGCCGUGGUGAACACAUCUCAGCUUUGUUCAUUUCAGAAACCGACCUCCCGCUCCUCUCAACCUCUACGCCGGACCGUCUGCCGUGCUCUCAGCUGUAGAGGACUGUAGCUCCAGAGCCGUCUGCUGAAACUAGAGAAAAAGGAAACUGUAGCUUGGACUCAAGAGAAACAAUGUUGCACUGAUAAAUAUAUUUAAGAGGUUUAUGUGUUUAUAGCGUUCAUUUGCAAAAAAAACAGAAGAAAGUCAAAAACACAAAAAACACACCUUCAUUUCUGUCAUCUUUUUAUAUAUAUAUAGUUUCAGAUUAUGUGAUAUAAUUCUGAAAUGUAAAAAUAUUGAGAUGUUUUCAUUAUUGAAAAGGCAAAUAGAUUUUCCAACAGUAAUGUCCCUUUCCCACACAUUUACAUUGCAUAUUAAUGCUUCGUUUUGUACUGUCAUUCAAAUUUUGUGCAGAUUUUGUUCUGUUUUUUACAAAGAACAAGAAAACAAGACUUUUAUUUUCAAUACUGCUUCUGUAAUUUGCUGUUGUAGGAAAAAAUGAAUAAACAGCAAGGCCUUAAAAAAGAAAAAGGAAUACUGUUGUGGUCUAGAUUUACUCCUUAUUUCUCUUUUUAUUGUGCCCCAG
Xyrichtys novacula (pearly razorfish) is the source of this 74903-nucleotide messenger RNA. NCBI's taxonomy places the organism in Eukaryota, Metazoa, Chordata, Actinopteri, Labriformes, Labridae. The record is from the annotation of a GenBank genome assembly.